CCCUCAAGAUCCUCGAAAAAAAUUCACAACUUUGGGAAGAGAUCUAACUCGAUAAGAAGGAACCCCAAUGCAGCGGUCAUCAAGAGUAACUGGCUUUACAAACAGGUGAGUGUGUGUGUGUAUGGCUUUAAAUAGCAGUAUACAGUAGUCACUACAGUGAAUCAGUCUAUGAGUCAGGGAGACAGAGGGUUUUUCUGAAAAUUCAUACUACCAUGCUCCGAGCACGCAAAUUGGAGUUCGGGAGGGUCGGAGUAUGAGUCCAAAUCAAAGUAUGCGGAACGAAGCACAGAGGGCACUUCUCGAAUGCGUACUCCGUCUGUACAUAUUUUGAAGCAUGCAUCGAUGCAAGCUUCAACGGAAAGUAUGCAAAUAAAUAUGACGCAACCACAUAAUAAAAAUGGUGCAACAUUUCCUGAAAUCAAUGGUGGCCAUUAUUUGAGCUGAAGCGAGAGAAAAUACAUUCCGACUUCGGAAUGAAAUGUUGCCUAUUCACAUCUCAUAUGUUGCCUGACUACAAUAUUUUAGCUUGAUACUUUAAUAAAUAGAUGCUGUGUUAAUUUUAUCAUGUUUACUUGCCUAUGUACCGUAGAUCACAAGCCCAUAAUAAGUCAAUAGGGCUAACUGGCUAGCUACUGCGGUUAGCUAGCCAGAUAGCCACGAAGAAUUGACAACUAUCUUGCAUAAUAUUAGUUUUAGGUCAUUUUUGCCUGUUAAACUAUCUGGUUAGCUACAUUAUUAUGAUUCACAUAUCUAGCUGAUAAUUAUGAAGUAAAACAUUUGCUUUGUGUAUAUUUUGUGUCGUCUAUUGCUGCCAUUGUCCUGGCUGGAAGAAGGUUCAGUGAAUGGGGUGAAGCGUGAGGUAAUACAGUAGGGAGAGUGCGAGUGCUUCUCAAAUGUAAUGUUUUAUGUGUUCUCCACACUCUCGUCCUCACAAGAACGUACUUAAGAGAAUGUGCACUCGGAGCAUGAGAGUGUGGAGCACGGUAGUAUGCAUAUUGAGAAACACCCAGAGUCUUGACAUGUCAUUUUGUUUUUGAUUAUUGGGAAAGUUGGUACAACUUGUUUGCUCCAUUUGCAGAUAUGGACAAUUGACCUCAACCUACACUAUAUAUACAAAAGUGUGUGGACAACCCUUCAAAUUUGUGGAUUUGGCUAUUUCAGCCACACCUGUUCCAGACAGGUGUAUAACUUCGAGCACACAGCCAUGCAAUCUCCAUAGACAAACAUUGGCAGUAGAAUGGCCUUACUGAAGAGCUCAAUGACUUUCAACGUGGCAUGGUCAUAGGAUGCCACAUUUCCAACAAGUCUGUUCGUCAAAUGUAUGCCCUGCUAGAGCUGCCCUGUUAUUGUGAAGUGGAAAGGUCUAGGAGCAACAACAGCUCAGCUGUGAAGUGGUAGGCAACACAAGCUCACAGAACGGGACCGGCGAGUGCUGAAGCGCGUAGUACAUAAAACACUCACUACCGAGUUCCAAACUGCCUUUGGAAGCGACGUCAGUGGUGUAAAGCUCGCUACCAUUGGACUCUGGAGCAGUGGAAACGCGUUCUCUGGAGUGAUGAAUCAUGCUUCACCAUCCUUCAGUCCGACGGACGAAUCUGGGUUUGGUGGAUGCCAGGAGAACACUACCUGCCCCAAUGCAUAGUGCCAACUGUAAAGUUUGGUAGAGGAGGAAUAAUGGUCUGGGGCCGUUUUUCAUGGUUCGGGCUAUGCCCCUUAGUUCCAGUGCCAACUUUGUGGCAACAGUUUGGGGAAGGCCCUUUACUGUUUCAGCUUGACAAUGCCCCCGUGCACAAAGCGAGAUACAUACAGAAAUGGUUUGUCGAGAUCGGUGUGGAAGAACUUGACUGGCCUGCACAGAACCCUGACCUCAACCCCAUCGAACACCUUUGGGAUGAAUUGGAACGCCAACUACGAGCCAGGCCUAAUCGCCCAACAUCAUUGCCCGACCUCACUAAUGCUCAUGUGGCUGAAUGGAAGCAAGCCGGAGCAAUGUUCCAACAUCAAGUGGAAAGCCUUUCCAGAAGAGUGGAGGCUGUUAUAGCAGCAAAGGGGGGACCAACUCCAUAUUAAUGGCCAUGAUUUUAGAAUAAGAUGUUCGACAAGCAGGUGUCCACAUACCUUUGGUCAUGUAGUGUACCUCAAAUCUUCACUCUACAGCACAACAGAUACACGUUUUCAAAUUCUCUCAUUUUGUGCCAUUCCCUUCUCUUCUAUGAAUAAUGUAGAGGGGCUUACGUUCCCUCCCUGUGCUGUCAGAGUUUGAUCAACAGUCUUAAGACGGGCAGCACAAUGGAACCUUUCCAAUGUCUUACAGGAUCUGAUGAUUGCUUUUGUCCAGCCUCUAGCCUUUCUGUUCUGCUCUGCCAGUCAAACAGACUGUGUGUGUGUGUGUGUGUGUGUGUGUGUGUGUGUGUGUGUGUGUGUAUGCCAGUCAAACAAGCAAUAUAAAGCAGUAUUUAAAUAGCCAUUUCCUUAAUCACAGUGCCAUGGUUACAUACACCAAGGCCUGUACUCAUAAAAGUGUCUCAGAGUAGGAGUGCUGAUCUAGAAUGAGGUCCACCCUGCCAAUUUCAUCAUAUUCAUUAUUAUUCAAAAAGCAUAACUGAUCCUAGAUUAGCACUCCUCUGAGAUGAGACUAUAUGUGAAUACGGGCCCCAGGUUGAAGAGGGGUGAGCCAGAGGGGUCCUUCUUAUUCUUUUACACUCAGGCACAAAGUAGGACCUCCUCAUUUAGUUGUGAUUACGACCAUGCACAGUUGUGUGAACACAAGACCCAGGGCUUUCACUCCAUACAGCUGGCAGCUGGUGUAUUGAAGGGGACCCCGUUGAGCUGGUGGUGUGUGGGCAUGCACUUGCAAGCGUGUGUGUGUGCAAGUGUGUUAAUGUUUUUUUUUUUUUUCUUUGAGGGGACUUCAUUCAGGGUGAUCGUAGUAGUUGAAGUUCAGAGGGAGAGAGCUGGAUUGACACUUCUCUUCUGUUUCUCUUCACUCAGACCUGCAAUCUGUUGAAGUUCUGUUCUCUGCUGAAACGGGCUGCAGCACUACUUCAAUGGAUCCAGGCUGGGCACCACAUAUUGUCACACUGAUUAAUUGUGAAGGCCUAACAUGCACCCCAAAUGGCACCCUAUUGCCUAGUGUACUACUUUUGACCAGAGCCCGUGCACAUAUGUCACUGGUCAAAAGUAGGGCACUUUGUAGGGAAUAGGGUGCCAUUUGGGACGCGACCCACCUUUUUUCUCUUCCCGCUCAGCCCAAGCUGUAUUAAUAGUCGUGUGUGUGAUCUAUCUGACAAACAUAAUGGUUUGAGAAUGGAAUGGUACCUCAUCCAUGAACAGAUCAAAGCACAGGCAAGACACUCAGGAAUAUAAUCAUAAGGGAGCCGGCAUGGUGGUGGAUUCUAUUAUUAGAACAAAGACAUUUCAAUACAUCUCAAUAUUGUCAUUGAAAGAAAAUGCACAUACCACCUGGGAAUGUUUGUAUAUGUCUGAUCUUCAAAUGUACUGGGAUCAUAUGUCUGAUAUGUAAUGUAGUGUAAUGCCACCAGAACCAACCAAUCACACGCCAAGCAAGUUUAGAGAUGGAUAAACAUUGGUGGCCUGAGGAUUUUCCACUAAAUGGUAAUGAGAGCGAAUUAAAAUCACUCUGGGUCCGUGCUGGUUACAUAAUUGAGUCCUAGAUUGUAGUUCUGGAAUCCUAGAUUAAUUUAAGGAGUUUAGAGUUUUUAAAAGAAGGAGAACGUUUUCCAGUAAAGAGAAGCGAACCAAGGCAGUUGUUACCCUCUCCUUCAACCCCCUACCUCACCAUCUCCUGUUACAAACAGCAGCCUGAAAAGCCCUUUAAACACAGCAUCCACUGAUACCGGAGAAGGACUGCAGUGGAGAGGCUUUAUUAUUCAAACCCAACACAGCACUCAGAACUAUGUGUUUGUGUGCGUGCCUUUAUUUUAAUACAUAACAAUGACCCCUGUCUUAGGGGAAGGUUGUUUUCAUUUUUAGCACAUCUGGAGUGUACAACUCACUUUAUUUAUCUUCUUUAUCUAGUACCAGUAACCACAUUCUACGUCUGAACAGAACACCAGAUGACUGUCAGAUGAGCCUUGUUUCUAGCUCUUAGAAUGAGUGACUCAGCAGAAAUACAUUGUAACAAUGAAGUUAUUCUCUUUUUGUACUCGUUGGGUAAAAUAACCAUUAUCAAUACAUUUAUUGUGUACAGAAGGUGGGCUAGUUUCUCAAACCUCUCCUUGGGGAUCCAAAGCCAUUCCAUGUAUUCAACUGCUACAUUAUCAAGCUUUUGACUAGUUGUAAGGUGAGCUAGUUCGGGCAACAAUAAAAUUGCGAAAUAUCUGGGGGUCUCUGAGGAGAGGUUAAUGUCCUCACAAUGACAUAAUUUGGUCUGACUGUUUCUGUGUUCCUCUUUUGUGUUUCAGGACAGCACGGGGAUGAAGCUUUGGAAGAAGAGGUGGUUCGUGCUUUCAGAUAUGUGCCUGUAUUACUACAGAGGUUAGUCCACUAUGAAGAACACCUGUAUUUUUUCUAAACAGUAAGCAUAAAUGUAUCACAACAGAUACUAGUCUCAUCCUUGAUUCUAGUGCCUAUAUCUGCAAAUGUGUGGUACAGAAAUGCCAUUUUGACGUUCAUGGUGUCUUGAAUCUCUUGCUGUAACUGGUCAGAAGUAAACAUGGUAGACAACAAGGCCUAUGGCCACCUGGGGUGUGACCAUCUCUGCUGAGCGGCUUCACUGGCGUGCGGUUCUGUGGUUGUGUCCCUGUGCUUAUACCAGAUCUAUAUAACGCACACAUACACUCACGCAAUGGGUUGGGUAGGUUACUUUCUAAAUGUAAUCCGUUAUGGUUACUAGUUACCUGUCCAAAAUUGUAAUCAGUAACGUAACUUUUGGAUGACCCAAACUCAGUAAUGUAAUCUGAUUAUAUUCCCUUUAAGAGGCUGUAGAAGAAGACAACAAGGAUCCAUCAAAUGCAUGUGUUGUGUCAUCAUAGUGGCUCUGACUUGUGGUCAGACUCGCUCAGGUGGAACAAACUUAAACUUAAAAAAAAAAAAAAUAAUUUGCAAACAUCCUUUCGGAAUUUAAAAGUAAUCCAAGAAGUAAUCAUCUAGUUUUCCAAAAGUAUCUAGAAUCUGAUUACAAUAAUUUGGCUGGUAAUGUAAAUGAUUACAGUUAGUUUUUUUUUUUUGUAAUCAGAUUACAUGUAACUGGUCAGAAGUAAACGUGUUAGACCUUCUCUGCUGAGUGGCUUCACCGGUGUGCGGUUCUGUGUUUGGGAUUCUGUUACUCCCCAACCCUGCACACACACACUGAACUCAAUGCAGACUGGCACUCAGGGAAACCAAUGGCUUGAAAAUGGCAGAAAUAAGUCAAGUGCUUAGAUGGAGGGCAUAGAUUUCAUGACUGCCAAACCUCCACUCUGCCAACGGGUAAACCCCUCACCCCUUCACCCCCCCAUCCUCCCCAUGCCCCCAUGUCUGUCUGACCACAGCAGUGUGUGUGUGUGUGUGUGUGUGUGUGUGUGUUUGUUUGUGUGCGUGCAUACAUGUCUGGCCACAGCAGUUUGCACUGACUCCCAGGGUUUUGUCUGUCUGUCAGGGACAGAAAGAGAAAGCGGAGGGAGGGCGACAGGAGAAGCAGACAGGCAUCAGAAACAACAGACCUGUCGUCAUCGUGGUCAGCAGAAAUGAUGUCUGUCCACACAAAGAGAGCAGCUAUCUGUCUGGACAGGAGCCAAGGCAAACGACAGUUACAGCUCGGCUCGGUAGCAGAGCAGGGCCUGUAUUUUGCCUUGUACAGGGAAGACCAGAUCCUAAAUCAGCACUUCGACUUUAAGCACUACUCCUACUCAGUACUCCUACUCUUUAUGAAAAUGGGCCAGAGCGGUACUGUAGCUACCUAACCUGGAUCAUUGAUUCACAACCAAUUUGGAUUCUUUUUUAAGGGUGGAGAGGCUCUCAAACUCUCUGAACAGCUGUGUCAAUAUUUCAUGAAUCUGAACAUUUGCAGAGAGAGAGAGAGAUAUUUAGUUAAUAGCAGCCCAAGUCUUAGCUUUCCAGCAGCACACUGCAUGUUUAUGUUCCCUAUUGGGCAAUCCCUAUGGAAGAGAGGAAGGAGGAAUCCCCAACAGUAGAGUUGGCUGGUAUACCAUAUAUAGGGUCCUGGUAUACCAUAUACAGUGAGGGAAAAAAGUAUUUGAUCCCCUGCUGAUUUUGUACGUUUGCCCAAUGACAAAGACAAGAUCAGUCUAUAAUUUUAAUGGUAGGUUUAUUUGAACAGUGAGAGACAGAAUAACAACAAAAAAAUCCAGAAAAUUGCAUGUCAAAAAUGUUAUAAAUUGAUUUGCAUUUGAAUGAGGGAAAUAAGUAUUUAACCCUCUGCAAAACAUGACUUAGUACUUGGUGGCAAAACCCUUGUUGGCAAUCACAGAGGUCAGACGUUUCUUGUAGUUGGCCACCAGGUUUGCACACAUCUCAGGAGGGAUUUUGUCCCACUCCUCUUUGCAGAUUUUCUCCAAGUCAUUAAGGAUUUGAGGCUGACGUUUGGCAACUCGAACCUUUAGCUCCCUCCACAGAUUGUCUAUGUGAUUAAGGUCUGGAGACUGGCUAAGCCACUCCAGGACCUUAAUGUGCUUCUUCUUGAGCCACUACUUUGUUGCCUUGGCCGUGUGUUUUGGGUCAUUGUCAUGCUGGAAUACCCAUCCACAACCCAUUUUCAAUGCCCUGGCUGAGGAAAAGAGGUUCUCACCCAAGAUUUGACGGUACAUGGCCCCGUCCAUCAUCCCUUUGAUGCGGUGAAGUUGUCCUGUCCCCAUAGCAGAAAAACACCCCCAAAGCAUAAUGUUUCCACCUCCAUGUUUGACGGUGGGGAUGGUGUUCUUGGGGUCAUAGGCAGCAUUCCUCCUCCUCCAAACACGGCGAGUUGAGUUGAUGCCAAAGAGCUCCAUUUUGGUCUCAUCUGACCACAACACUUUCACCCAGUUCUCCUCUGAAUCAUUCAGAUGUUCAUUGGCAAACUUCAGAUGGGCCUGUAUAUGUGCUUACUUGAGCAGGGGGACCUUGCGCUGCAGGAUUUCAGUCCUUCACGGCGUAGUGUGUUACCAAUUGUUUUCUUGGUGACUAUGGUCCCAGCUGCCUUGAGAUCAUUGACAAGAUCCUCCCGUGUAGUUCUGGGCUGAUUCCUCACCGUUCUCAUGAUCAUUGCAACUCCACGAGGUGAGAUCUUGCAUGGAGCCCCAGGCUGAGGGAGAUUGACAGUUAAUUUGUGUUUCUUCCAUUUGCGAAUAAUCGCACCAACUGUUGUCACCUUCUCACCAAUCCAGGCUCUGUCGUAGCCGGCCAUGACCGGGAGACCCAUGGGGCGGCGCACAAUUGGCCCAGCGUCGUCCAGGGUAGGGGAGGGAAUGGCCGGCAGGCAUGUAGCUCAGUUGGUAGAGCAUGGCGUUUGCAACGCCAGGGUUGUGGGUUCGAUUCCCACGGGGGGCCAGUAUGAAAAAUAUAAUGUAUGCACUCACAAACUGUAAGUCGCUCUGGAUAAGAGCGUCUGCUAAAUAACUAAUAAAAAAUAAAAUAAAAAUAAAAAAAAUAAAAAGCUGCUUGGCGAUGGUCUUGUAGCCCAUUCCAGCCAUGUGUAGGUCUACAAUCUUGUCCCUGACAUCCUUGGAGAGCUCUUUGGUCUUGGCCAUGGUGGAGAGUUUGGAAUCUGAUUGGUUGAUUGCUUCUGUGGACAGGUGUCUUUUAUUCAGGUAACAAGCUGAGAUUAGGAGCACUCCCUUUAAGAGUGUGAUCCUAAUCUCAGCUCGUUACUCGACACCUGGGAGCCAGAAAUCUUUCUGAUUGAGACGGGGUCAAAUACUUAUUUCCCUCAUUAAAAUGCAAAUCAAUUUAUAACAUUUUUGACAUGUGUUUUUCUGGAUUUGUUGUUGUUAUUAUGUCUCUCACUGUUCAAAUAAACCUACCAUUACAAUUAUAGACUGAUCAAUUCUUUGUCAGUGGGCAAACGUACAAAAUCAUCAGGGGAUCAAAUAUUUUUUUCCCCUCACUGUAUAGGGCCCUGGUAUAUCAUAUAUAGGGCCCUGGUAAACCAUAUAUAGGGUCCUGGUAUACCAUAUAUCGGGUACUGGUAUACCAUAGGGUCCUGGUAUGCCAAUGGGGCUGGGGAUCAGAAAUGUCUGGUGCGAGAGAGGCAGGUUGAGGUUUCCAAGGUUGGAGUAGUGCAGAAGUUGUCGUAUACUGAGGCAGUGAAGAAAGUAGAGGAAGAUGGGUCAAGGGGGAGGGAUCCUGAGAAGAGUGAUGUGAGUAGUAGAGCUGUACAGGGGGAUAGGCCAACAAGUGAUAUAUGUGUCAGUAAGAUUGGAUUUGUAGCAUUUAAAGCAAUGGUUAUCAACUGUACUACAGGGAUGAAACAUACACUACCAGUCAAACAUUUGGACACAUACUUAUUCAAGGGUUUUUCUAUAUUUUUACUAUUUUUUACAUUGUAGAAUAAUAGUUAAGACAUCAAAACUAUGAAAUAACACAUAUGGAAUCAUAUAGUAACCAAAAAAAUGUUAAACAAAUCAAAAUAUAUUUUAUAUUUGAGAUUAUUCAAAUAGCCACCCUUUGCCUUGAUGACAGCUUUGCACACUCUUGGCAUUCUCUCAACCAGAUUCACCUGGAAUGAUUUUCCAACAGUCUUGAAGGAGUUCCCACAUAUGCUGAACACUUGUUGGCUGCUUUUCCUUCACUCUGCCGUCCGACUCAUCCCAAACCAUCUAAAUUGGGUUGAGGUCGGGGGAUUGUGGAGGCCAGGUCAUCUGAUGCAGCACUCCAUCACUCUCCUUCUUGGAAAAAUAGCCCUUACACAGUAGAUGCGCUUGUUUUGAGAUCAAAGCGAAAGCUGCAUGUAGCCACGUGUGCACAUUUUGUUAACAUUACAUUUACAUUUUAGUCAUUUAGCAGAUGAUCUUAUCCAGAGCGACUUACAGUUAGUGAGUGCAUACAUUUUUCAUACUGGCCCCCCGUGGGAAACGAACCCACAACCCUGGCGUUGCAAGCGCCAUGCUCUACCAAAGUCCCACAGGGGACUCCUUUGCUAGUUAGUGAGUUAUUAGCCCAGUUAUAGAUAAUUUGUAGUCAGCAAUAGGGGAGUGAUUGCUUCCUACAAGACCACAAAAUGUGUACAUCUUUGAAAAGUAAGUCAGGUAAAGAGUUUUAUUUUUUUGUCUUAAAGGAGCAGUGUUGUAUUUUGAGACAGACUUGAAUAAGCUAAGUAGCCAAUAUGCAGAGGGUAGAAUCAUUUGUCUGGUUCUCUGUAAUAAUGGAAUGGGAAUAAUAAAGUAAAGUGUUUUAUUGCGUCAAAAAACACAACAACAUUUUCUGUCACCUACUUGUCUGAAGGACAAGUGGAUCAACAGGUUAAUGGCAAGCCCUGCAUGUGUUUUUCAAAAGUCUCAUGGAAUUUAGGCCUACAUUGAACACCACACAUUGGCUGCUACUGUAGGCUGAAUGAUAGAACAGCUAUUUCCAUGUUAUGGGAUGCAUUUUUCCCAUUCUUUUUUAUAGUAGGCCACUCUGGUAGGCCUACAUUAUGAUCAAAUAGCCACAGUAGCCUGCUUGGCUACUUAAAGCGGGUACAGCAUCAGUGUUCAUAUUAAAUGCGCACUGGAAGUUGCACAGAAUUUUCACAGCGUAAGUUUGUGCGAUCAGCAGACCUGACAUUUGCUCAGUGCUGACAUUUUUUUGAGGGAACAUUGGUUUCAAGUCUGGAGAUUGCGAUGGCUAUUGCAAAAUGUAGAUUUUUGUGGCCAAUUAACCAUUUCUUUGUGGAUUCCGAUGUGUGCUAGGGAUUAUUGUCUUGCUGGUAGAUCCACUUGUGGCCAAGUUUCAGCCUCCUGGCAGAGGCAACCAGGUUUUUGGCUAAAAUGUCAUGGUACUGGGUAAUAUUCAUGAUGCCAUUGACCUUAACAAGGGUCCAAGGACCAGUGGAAGCAAAAUAGCCCCUUAACAUCAAAGAUCCACCACCAUAUUUUACAGUAGGUGUGGGUAUAUUUUCUAGCCUAACGACUCACACUAAAUGUUUCCGCUGCCAUGUUAUUCGCUACAUACAUUAGUCUGAGACUGCCAUCAUUGAAGUCGUUUGUGGUGGAUCGUCUCUAACCAAUCAGUAUCAAUGCCAAUGACACAUUUUCAAACCACCACUUUACACAUGUGUGUUCUGGCUCUGGCCCAACACAUCGGUUUCUGGACCAAUCAAUCAGCCCUGAAUGCAUUCGCAUCCGGUGAAGGGUCGGGGAUGUACUCAGAUCCAGACUCAUUGCGCAGAAGAAACUAACGUCCGUGGGCGUGGCAUGGCGUUUGGCCGGAGCAAGGCGUCUGGGUAACCAGGCAAGUUAUUUUCUGCUCAUGCAUUCUAAUUUUUACGCCAAACCCACCACUGUUGUGCGUGACCAAAGAGCUGUAUUUUCAUUUCAUCCAACAAAUGUAAACUCCUGGAGUUCGCUAAACGGCAUUGGCACUUGGAUUGAAACCGGUGCUUUGGUCUGACGACAUGAAAAUAGAGCUGUUUCAUUGCUAGCGUGGGGGCAGCAGUGAGUGUUAGAGUAGAGAGAGACGGAAACGGUUUUAUUACAAACCAGUGAUUCCACAGGAAAAUGUUAAGUGAUGAUUCAAACACACAGAGCCCUUUGAACAGCAGGUAACAGUAUAGCUGACAUAUAGCAUAGCUGCGUCUGAAAUGGCACCCUAUAGGGUUAAAUCUGGGAUGCAACCAUAGUCUAGGUCAGGGAUGGGCAUCUCCAGUCCUCCGGUGCCUGAUUGGUGUCACACUUUUCCCCAGUUAGUGUGAAAUCUCAUUUACUGCACUUUACUGCCUUAUGAAGAGGAGGAGGGAGGGAGGGAGGGAGGGAGGGAGGGAGGGAGAGAGGGAGGGAGGGAGGGAGAGAGGGAGGGAGGGAGGGAGAGUGAGAGAGAGGAGGAUGAAGAGCAAAACAGGCUGGAGGACACUGAUCGAUCCUGGAGCCAGGCCUCCCAGUCAGAGUCCCAGGACAAACGGUUUCCUUCCACUUCCUACAACAGAGAGCACACACACACGCUUCGCAGUACACACUCACACACGCGCACACACACACAGGAACACGCACUCGAUUACGCACACACAUGCAUGCGAGCACAAACACACACACGUCCACCCAGUAUGGUCUCUCAGUUGGACAUAAUGCGGCUUAGAGAGGGGUUAUCUCUAUGCUGGAGUUUAAUCAAUGGAUAGAUGCUCAUUUCUUUCCCUGCCUGUCAUUUAAAUCACUGGGUAACCUCCUUAAUAUGAUUAUAUAUAAUCUUCCUGGUGAGGAAGAGGGAUUUGUUUCACAGCAGCAAUAACUGCAUAGACAAACUUCUGAAGAAGGUUAAAUAAGGAUCUGCUCUACAGAGGAAAUACAACUCAUCUUUGUUUCCUGUUUUUGUUGUUGUUGUUUCCUUCAGAUGAGAAAGAGGAGGGUAUCCUCGGCAGCAUCCUCCUGCCUAGCUUUCAUAUAUCUAUGCUGUCUGUCGACGACCACAUCAACAGGAAAUAUGCCUUCAAGGUCAGUACUCAGUACUUGUUUUCAUUAUUUUGUCCAACUGUCGUUUGGCUUCCACAGUGGUUGAUUCUAAGGGGAAAUGAGUGAGAGAUUCAUUAGGAGACUAAAUAUUCCAGUUUGUUCGAUUUAUUUUAAAACAAAAAUGUGAGAACAACAAGAAAGAGUGAGAGGGAGAAGGAGUUUAGUCAAGGAUUAAGAGGGAAGAGAAAAUUCUUUUCUUUUUUUUCUGGCGUGUGCUGCCACUACUUUAAGCAUUGUUAGUAAGCUAAGAGUUUAGUCUUGGUCAAAGAGAGGAAAAAUAAGGCUGUUUUAUCUGGCAUGUGCUGUUACUGCUAUAGAGCAUUGUUAGUAAGCAGCAGGAGCAGCCUUCAGCUCUAGAGCCUAAGAGUCCAGUGGCAGCCAGUCCUAUUUCAUUUUAUGGCAUCUCUCUCAGUGCUGUGGCUUUCUCUCUGGUCUGGUUCCUUUACAAAGCCACAGAGAGACGAGGGGUUCGGCUCAGCCCUGCCAAGCAGCACAGCCACACAGACGCCCAGGAGUCUUCCCAAGGUCUCUCUAACCAACCACACAUUCUCAGUUUCCAUCUCCUCAGAGAGAGAAGGAGGGAGGGAGAGAGAUCAUGGAGCGAGGGAGGGAGAUGAAGGGAGAGGAGGAAGAAAACAGAGCUGUGCAUGACCCCUGUAGUUCUAAAGAAUAAUAAUAAUAAUAAUAGUAAUAAUAAUAAUAAUAAUAAUAAUAAUAAUAAUAAUAAUAAUAAUAGCAAUAUUUCACAUAACUCAAAAGGCAAUGGAAUGAACUCUCCAUAUUCCUGUCUCUUAUGUCGAACAUGGCAGUUUCAUAAGCCCCUUAUUCCUCACUGAGUGUUGUUACAAAUACAUUUUGGGAUGAUACAGGAAUGGCUGCCUUUAGUCUUCAGUCCCUGGUUAACAGGAUAUUGGGAUUACUCGAUGUGUUCUUGUCUUGUCUGUCUUUCUCUCUCUGCUGUCUCCUUCUUCCAUGCACACACUAACAAUGCCUGUGUUUGUCUACUGCGAGCGGAUCUUGAGUGAGGAGAAUCAGCAGCCUGUUUACCAGUCCAAGUGCUUCAUGGUAAGUCCUGAGUCCUGAUUCCAUAAUGUAGUGGUAUACAAAUCUGAUGAGUCAUGGGUUUAAAUUAGUUUAGCCUACAUGGUGGUGUGGAUUUUAUUAUGUCAGGAUAUAAUUAUGUCAGGAUGAUAUUAUGUCCUAAAAUAUAUGUUCUAUGUGUCCUAAAAUACCCAUUCACACCAGCAGGAAGAAUAUAAACUAGUAAUUGAUGCUGUCAGAAAAAAUUAACUGAGAUUGGUAACGUCCAUCAUUGAUAAGAGAAGAUGCUGCUGUAAACAAACUAUUCUGACUGACUGUUCACAUAUACAGUGUUGGCUUUAGAACUCAAUUAAAGCCAGAGUAAAAGAGACCAGUUGACUCAACUAACCUGCUUCUUGCCCUCUCUCUCUUCUUCUCCAGGUAACCCUCUCUUCUCUUCGACUCUGAUCCGGCAGGCAACACAUCCCAACAUGCGGACGUACUACUUUUGCACAGACGCAGCCAAAGACAUGGAGUCAUGGAUGAAGGUGAUGACAGACGCUGCCCUGGUGCACUCCGAGCCUGUCAAGAGGUUUGUACUCCAUCAAUCAAUAAGUGACACUUUGUUUCCUAUUCAGUUGAGAUGUCUGUACUGAGCAGUAACAAAACAGAGACACUAUUUCCCAUUCGGUCGAGCUGUGAUCCUCAGUCUAUACUGGACGAUUGCCUUAGUCAAUUUAGCUACUGAAGUGGGAGGAAUAGUUUGAUUGGAUCUCAAACAGUGUUUGAAUAGUGGUAACCUCCUAGAUAGAGAUAUUAAGGAGCUGUUCUGUUUUACUUGUCGUUUGUUGUUAGAUGAGCUCUCUGAAUUGCUUUCCUCAGACUGUAGUUGUUUAGGGAAGAGUCUCAUCCACCUCAGCAUAUUCCACUCCUCGAGAAUGAGACUUAGUGAUACAGGAAACGCUGGCUCUUCACUGUUGCAUAACCUGGCUAUUGUCAGAGGAUAGCGGUGUGUGUGUGUCAUGGAUGCACAAUGCAGGUGUAGCGUGAAGGAUGCAUUAGCUACAGUACAAGCUGUACUGACUGUGUGUGUGUGUGUGUGUGUGUGUGUGUGUGUGUGGUUGUGUGAUAGAGGUGUCAUGUGUAGGGAUUAUGGGGAUUUAGAAGGAAAUAACAGUCACCUGGCAACCUUCCUCGACAACGCUUCCUCCUCUCUACAAGGCAGAACAGUGUGCGUGUGUGUCAUUUACCUGGCAGAGUGGAGAGGAGGCCUAAACGGUGAAGUGUUUUUUAAUUAAAUGAAGUGAUGUGAUGGUGUCUCUGGCUGCAAUCCACAGGGAGACACGUUAGCUAAUUGAGCAGGUGACACUGGAACAACUCUGCUGCCAAAUAAAAAUAAAAAUAAAUUGCAUUGGUUGUGGACACAUAUUUUGCAGAUGUUAUCGCGGGUGUAGCGAAAUGCUUAUGUUCCUAGCUCCAGCAGUGCAGUAAUACCUAACAAUCAAAAAACAAUAAACACAAAUCCCAAAGACAAAAAGAAAGGAAUUAAGAAAUAUAGAAAUAUUAGAACGAGCAAUAUCAGAGUCCGGAAUAUACAGUGCAUUCGGAAAGUAUUCAGACCCCUUGACUUUUUCCACAUUUUGUUACGUUACAGCCUUAUUCUACAAUUGAUAAAAUCGUUUUUUUCCUCAUCAAUCUACACACAAUGUAAUCCAUUUUAGAAUAAGGCUGUAAUGUAACAAAAUGUGGAAAAAGUCAAGGGGUCUGAAUGCACUGUAAAUAUGUAUUCUGUAUGAUGGUGUGUAUAGAUAUUAAGGACAGUACAUUAAUAGAAAAGGUGUGUACAGCAGUAGUUAUACUGAACAAAAAUGUAAACGCAACAUGUAAAGUAUUGGUCCCAUGUUUCAUGAGCUGAAAUAAAAGAUCCCAGAAAUGUUCCAUACCCACAAAAAGCUUAUUUCUCUCAAAUGUAGUGCAGAAAUGUAUUUACAUCCCUGUUAGUGAGCAUUUGUUAUUUGCCAAGGAAAUCCAUCCACCUGACAGGUGUGGCAUAUCAAGAAGCUGAUCAAACAGCAUGAUCUUUACACAGGUGCACCUUGUGCUGGGGACAAUAAAAGGCCACUCUAAAAUGUGGAGUUUUGCCACACAACACAAUGCCACAGAUGUCUCAAGUUUUGAGGGAGCGUGCAAUUGGCAUGAUGACUGCAGGAAUGUCUAUCAGAGCUGUUGCCAGAUAAUUGAAUGUUCAUUUCUCUACCAUAAGCCACCUCCAAUGUCAUUUUAGAGAAUUUGGCAGCACGUCCAACCGGCAUCACAACCGCAGACCACGUUUAACCACGUAAGCCCAGGACCACCACAUCCAGCUUCUUCACCUAUGGCAUCGUCUGAGACCAGCCACCCGGACAGCUGAUGAAACUGUGGGUUUGCACAACCGAAUAAUUUCUACACAAACUGUCAGAAACCGUCUCAGGGAAGCUCAUCUGCGUGCUCGUCAUCCUCACCAGUGUCUUGACCUGACUGCAGUUCGGCGUCGUAACCGUCUUCAGUGGGCAAAUGCUCACCUUCGAUGGCCACUGGCACGCUGGAGAAGUGUGCUCUUCACGGAUGAAUCCCGGUUUCAACUGUACCGGGCAGAUGGCGAGGGGUUUGCUGAUGUCAACGUUGUGAACAGAGUGCCCCAUGGUGGCAGUGGGGUUAUGGUAUGGGCAGGCAUAAGCUACGGACAACAAACACAAUUGCAUUUUACCGAUGUCAAUUUCAAUGCACAGAGAUACCGUGAUGAGAUCCUGAGGCCCAUUGUAGUGCCAUUCAUCCGCCACCAUCACCUCAUGUUUCAGCAUGAUAAUGCACGGCCGUCGCAAGGAUCUUUACACGAUUCCUGGAAGCUGAAAAUGUCCCAGUUCUUCCAUGGCCUGCAUACUAACCAGACAUGUCACCCAUUGAGCAUGUUUGGGAUGCUCUGGAUAGACGUGUACGACAGCGUGUUCCAGUGCCCGCCAAUAUCCAACAACUUCGCACAGCCAUUGAAGAGAGACAACAUUCCACAGGUGACAAUUAACAUCCUGAUGAAGUCUAUGCAAAGGAGAUGUGUCGAGCUGAAUGAGGCAAAUGGUGUUCACACCAGAUACUAACUGGUUUUCUGAUCCACAGAUGCGAAUCUGUAUUCCCAGUCAUGUGAAAUCCAUAGAUUAGAGCCUAGUGAAUUUAUUUAAAUUGUCUGAUUUCCUUAUAUGAACUGUAACUCAACAUUGUUGCAUGUUGCGUUUAUAUUUUUGUUCAGUGUACACAGGGCAGCAGUCUCUAAAGUGCAGGGUUGAGUACCAUGUGGAAGCCGGCUAGUAACAGUGACUAAAGUUCAGGGCAGGAUACUGGGCGGAGGCCGGCUAGUGGUGACUAUUUUACAGUCUGAUGGCCUGGAGAUAGAAGCUGUUUCUCAGUCUCUCGGUCCCAGCUUUGAUGCAGCUGUACUGUCUCUGCCUUCUAGAUGGUAGCGGGGUGAACAGGCCGUGGCUCGGGUGGCUGAGGUCCUUCCUGUGACACCAGGUGCUGUAGAUGUCCUGGAGGGCAGGCAGUGUGCCCCUGGUGAUGUGUUAGGCUCUGGAGAGCCCUGCGAUUGCGGACGGUGCAGUUGCCGUACUAGGCGGUGAUACAGCCCGAAAGGAUGCUCUCAAUGGUGCAUGUGUAGAAGUUUAUGAGGGUCUUAGGGGCCAAGACAAAUUUCUUCAGCCUCUCUAUGUGGAUGGACUAUUUCAGGUUGUCAGUGAUGUGCACUCCGAGGAAGUUGAAGCUUUUCACCCUCUCCACUGCGGCCCCGUCGAUGUGGAUGGGGGCAUGUUUCCUCUGCUGUCACCUGAAGUCCACGAUCAGCUCCUUCGUUUUGUUGACGUUGAGGGAGAGGUUAUUUUCCGGGCACCACUCCGUCAGGGCCCUAACCUCCUCCCUGUAGGUGCUGGUGCAAAUGGCACUUUAGUCUAUUUAUUUGUCUCAUCCCAUCUCCUCUAGUGCUUUUGACCUUUUCUUUCUCUUAAAACCCAGUGGUACAUUCUUAAAAUCUGACUCUGGUAAUUCGACCAAAACAUCCCACUAUUUUGCUUUAUCUUGGAAUGCAUACUUUCACCUUUACUGUAUCUGCACACAUUGUAGCUCUACUCUAGUUGUUUGAGCAUAAAACCUUUCAUACUCAUAAAUGCAUGCUCUUCAACCGAACGCUGCUUGCACCCGACCACCCGACUAGAAUCACUACUCUCGGCGGGUCUGACCUAGAGUAUGUGGACAACUACAAAUACCUAGGUGUCUGGUUAGACUGUAAACUCUCCUUCCAGACUCACAUUAAGAAUCUCCAAUCCAAAGUUAAAUCUAGAAUCGGUUUCCUAUUUCGCAACAAAGCCUCCUUCACUCAUGCUGCCAAACAUGCCCUCGUAAAACUGACUAUCCUACCGAUCCUUGACUUCGGCGAUGUCAUUUACAAAAUAGCCUCCAACACUCUACUCAGCAAAUUGGAUGUAGUCUAUCACAGUGCCAUCUGUUUUGUCACCAAAGCCCUAUAUACUACCCACCAUUGUGACCUGUACGCUCUUGUUGGCUGGCCCUCACUACAUAUUCGUCGCCAAACCCACUGGCUCCAGGUCAUCUACACUGCUCAAAAAAAUAAAGGGAACACUGAAAUAACACAUCCUAGAUCUGAAUGAAUGAAAUAAUCUUACGAAAUACUUUUUUCUUUACAUAGUUGAAUGUGCUGACAACAAAAUCACACACAAAUUAUCAAUGGAAAUCAAAUGUAUCAACCCAUGGAGGUCUGGAUUUGGAGUCACCCUCAAAAUUAAAGUGGAAAACCACACUACAGGCUGAUCCAACUUUGAUGUAAUGUCCUUAAAACAAGUCAAAAUCAGGCUCAGUAGUGUGUGUGGCCUCCAUGUGCCUGUAUGACCUCCCUACAACGCCUGGGCAUGCUCCUGAUGAGGUGGCGGAUGGUCUCCUGAGGGAUCUGCUCCCAGACCUGGACUAAAGCAUCCACCAACUCCUGGACAGUCUGUGGUGCAACGUGGCGUUGGUGGAGGGAGCGAGACAUGAUGUCCCGGAUGUGCUCAAUUGGAUUCAGGUCUGGGGAACGGGCGGGCCAGUCCAUAGCAUCAAUGCCUUCCUCUUGCAGGAACUGCUGACACACUCCAGUCACAUGAGGUCUAGCAUUGUCUUGCAUUAGGAGGAACCCAGGGCCAACCGCACCAGCAUAUGGUCUCACAAGGGGUCUGAGGAUCUCAUCUCGGUACCUAAUGGCAGUCAGGCUACCUCUGGCGAGCACAUGGAGGGCUGUGCGGCCCCCCAAAUAAAUGCCACCCCACACCAUGAAUGACCCACCGCCAAACCGGUCAUGCUGGAGGAUGUUGCAGGCAGCAGAACAUUCUCCACGGCAUCUCCAGACUCUGUCACGUCUGUCACGUGUUCAGUGUGAACCUGCUUUCAUCUGUGAAGAGCACAGGGCGCCAGUGGCGAAUUUGCCAAUCUUGGUGUUCUCUGGCAAAUGCCAAACGUCCUGCACGGUGUUGGGCUGUAAGCACAACCCCCACCUGUGGACGUCGAGCCCUCAUACCACCCUCAUGGAGUUUGUUUCUGACCGUUUGAGCAGACACAUGAACAUUUGUGGCCUGCUGGAGGUCAUUUUGCAGGGCUCUGACAGUGCUCCUCCUGCUCCUCCUUGCACAAAGGCGGAGGUAGCAGUCCUGCUGCUGGGUUGUUGCCCUCCUACGGCCUCCUCCACGUCUCCUGAUGUACUGGCCUGUCUCCUGGUAGCGCCUCCAUGCUCUGGACACUACGCUGACAGACACAGCAAACCUUCUUGCCACAGCUCACAUUGAUGUGCCAUCCUGGAUGAGCUGCACUACCUGAGCCACUUGUGUGGGUUGUAGACUCCGUCUCAUGCUACCACUAGAGUGAAAGCACCGCCAGCAUUCAAAAGUGACCAAAACAUCAGCCAGGAAGCAUAGGAACUGAGAAGUGGUCUGUGGUCACCACCUGCAAAACCAGUCCUUUAUUGGGGGUGUCUUGCUAAUUGCCUAUAAUUUCCACCUGUUGUCUAUUCCAUUUGCACAACAGCAUGUGAAAUGUAUUGUCAAUCAGUGUUGCUUCCUAAGUGGACAGUUUGAUUUCACAGAAGUGUGAUUGACUUGGAGUUACAUUGUGUUGUUUAAGUGUUCCCUUUAUUUUUUUGAGCAGUGUAUAAAUCACUGCUAGGCAAAUCCCUGUCUUACCUUAUGUCACGGAUUCAGCCAAGGCUGCCCCUCCUCCUUCUUGCUCGGGCAGGCUUCGGCGUUCGUCGUCCCCGAGUACUAGCUGCUACCGAUCUAUGUUUCUGUGUUUGACUUGUUUGGUCUUUAUUGUGUACACCUGUUUCCCAUUAUGUUGUAUUGUCUUCCCUAUAUAACCCUCUGUCUUUCAUUGUGUGUUGUGUGUGAUUGUAUUCGUCAUCGGCAGUAGUUCGUGUGCGGGUUGUUUUCCUCCCUGUGUGGAGGUUGUUUAUACUCUGGUUACUUUCGAGUAAAGUACGUUUCCAGUAAGCUCUGUGUCCUGCGUUUGACUUCGCCUACCGCAUUCACUGAUGCUCUGACACCUUAGCUCACUGGUCACCAUAGCAACACCCACCCGUAGUCUGCCAUUCCUUCCAGUUCUCUGCUGCCAAUGACUGGAACGAACUGCAAAAAUCUCUGAAGUUGGAGACUCUUAUCUCCCUCACUAACAUUAAGCGUCAGUUGUCAGACCAGCUUACGAUCACUGCACCUGUACACAGCCAUUCUGAAAUUAGCCCACCCAACUACCUCAUCCCCAUAUUGUUAUUUAUUUUGCUAAUUUGCACCCCAUUAUCUCUAUUUGUACAUCAUCUUUUGCACAUCUAUCAUUCCAGUGUUAAUACGAAAUUGUAACUAUUUUGCACUAUGGCCUAUUUAUUGCCUUACCUCCAUAACUUACUACAUUUGCACACACUGUAUAUAUAUUUUCUGUUUGUAUUUUUGACUUUAUGUUUUGUUUACCCCAUAUGUAACUCUGUGUUGUUGUUUUUAUUGCACUGCUUUGCUUUAUCUUGGCCAGGUCGCAGUUGUAAAUGAGAACUUGUUCUCAACUGGCUUACCUGGUUAAAUAAAGGUGAAAUAAAUAAAUAAAUAAAUAAAUAAAAAUAAAUCCUCCCAGAAGUAAACAACCUUAAAUACUGAUGGAGCCUCGCAGCCUUUCUUCCAGCUAAAUAUGCUCCUGAUCAGCCAGUCAGUGGUGUGUAAUGUAGCAGAAACAUGCCUGAUGAGGUCAUGCAGACAGGGUUUUCAUAGGGCCCUGUAUGACUUUCAUAGUCCUGAAAGAGAGACAGACAGAGGGCUGGGAAACACAUUAUUUUGCUGGCUACUGCCAUUAAACGCCAACGGCAUGAGAGUGGAAACUGGAACGGCUGUCAAACAGUGUCAGAUUGGUCUCUCUUUCUUUCUCGGUGUCUCUAUCUCUCACUCUCUUCAUCAUUUCUCUCUCUCUCUCUCUUUCUUUCUUAACACUGAGAUUCCCACACUGUGUCUUCCGGUGGAUUGUCUUUGUUGAUGUGACCUUGAGCUCAUCCAAGGCAAAGGACCAAUGGUAUCCAUUACCUUGAGAGAGCCACGGUACCAACCUGUUUAACAUGAUGUGUGUGUGACCCCAGAGAGAUCAUUGAGCGGCAGCACCUUCAGAGCCUGUCAGUCUGGACUGGAGUCAAAGCCAAUAGUUGAUUGGUCUUCUCUGGUUUCCUCUCUCUCAGCACUGGGCUGGCAGCUGCAGGAUCUAUUGUAGCUUAGCCCCUCAUAGGAUCACUUUCCCUUUGUCUCAGAGCUGCAGCUAUACCAGUAUAAAGCAUGGCAGAGUGUCAGAGACGGACCUUGGUUCAAAUACUAUUUGAAGUAUUUCAAAUCCUUUGAGCGUUUGCUUUAGUCUGUCUGUAAUACCAUUGGUUCCAUUGUGCCAGGCAAGCUCAAUCAAGCUAAAUCAAGCCCAGAUAAAGUACCAGUAUUUGAAAACAUAACAACCCAAGUAUGUCUCAGAGCUGCUGCCCAUAUAUUAUAAAGUAUGGCUGAGUGUCAUAGAGGAAGGUUGUUAUUAUUAUUACAGCACAGUGUUGAUAUCCCGCUGUGUCAGGUUCUAUUAUGGUAUAUUCUGAUUGGAUAAAGGACUCAAUCAUUGCAUCUGUGGAAACGCUGUGAUUGGUUUCCAUAGAUUCCCAGGUGCCUUAUAUAAGGCUUGUCUGAUUUUAGUUAUUGGUCUAUGUAGGGUGUAGCCUACUCUGUAGCUCAGUUGGUAGAGCAUGGUGUUUGCAAAGCCAGGGUUGUGGGUUCGAUUCCCACGGGGGGCCAGUAUGAAAAUGUAUUCACUCGCUAACUGUAAGUCGCUCUGGAUAAGAGUGUCUGCUAAAUGACUCAAAUGUAAAAAUGUGUUGCUCCCUUUUCUCUCUCACUCUCUCCUGUGCAAGGGAUUUGAUCUUGAUUGUAUCUUGGAUCGUUGACUUUGCUCUCCUGUUAUUCUCUCUCAUCCCUCCCUCCCUCCCUCCUUUCCCCUCGUCCUCCUCUUCCUCCUCCCCCAUCCUCCUCCUCCCACCCUCUCUCCCUCUUUCCAUCUCUCCAGCAGGUUACUAAAAGUAGAACAGUGCGGUCCUCAGGACGUCAGUAACCACGUUACCCAGAAUCACCGACCGGUCCUAACCCGACCAGAGAUCCAGAACAACGAGCGGAACCGAGCCGAGGCUGAGCGGGAACGGGAACGUUACACCGUCACUGCUGUAACCAUGGUAACCUCCACCCCCACCGAGGAGGAGCAGGACAGGAAGCAGUGUGACGCGGAGCGCUACGGGUUCCAGAAGGAAGGGGCGGAGAGAGACCGGCCGCUCACUAAGAUCAACAGCAUCAAGCUACAGCCGGACCAGGCAGCAGCUGUUGCUGCUAACAUCAGAGAUGGAUCCCUACGACAGGCAGACACACCAGACGGGCUCUACAGAGCCCCACAGGUGAACACAAGAUAUACUUAAGAUGUGACUGACCCUGAUAUUUACUAUAUGAUACUGUAUGAUUUACUAUAUGAUACUGAUCAAGACUGUUCCUGAUGACUUAGGGCGUUUUCACACAUACACUAUAUGUACAAAAGUAUGUGGACACCCCUUCAAAUUAGUGGAUUUGGCUAUUUCAGCCAGAUCCGUUGCUGGCAGGUGUAUAAAAUCGAGCACACAACCAUGUAAUCUCCAUAGACAAACGUUGGCAGUAGAAUGGCCGUACUGAAGAGCUCAGUGACGUUCAACGUGGCACUGUCAUAGGAUGGCACCUUUCCAACAAGUCAGUUCGUAACAUUUCUGCCCUACUAGCGCUGCCCCGGUCAACUGUAAGUGCUGGUAUUGUCAAGUGGAAACGUCUAGGAGCAACAACGUCUCAGCCGCGAAGUGGUGGGCCACACACGCUCACAGAACGGGACCGGCAAGUGCUGAAGCACGUAGCGCGUAAAAAUAGUCUGUCCUCAGUUGCAACACUCACUACCGAGUUCCAAACUGCCUCUGGAAGCGACAUCAGCACAAUAACUGUUCGUCGGGAGCUUCAUUAAAUUAUUUACCAUGGCCGAGCAGCCGCACACAAGCCUAAGAUCACCAUGGGCAAUGCCAAGCGUCGGCUGGAGGGGUGUAAAGCUCGCCGCCAUUGGACUCUGGAGCAGUGCCAACUGUAAAGUUUGGUGGAGGAGGAAUAAUGGUCUGGGGCUGUUUUUCAUGGUUCGGGCUAGGCCCCUUAGUUCCAGUGAAUGGAAAUCUUAACGCUACAGCGUCCAAAUUUGUGGCAGCAGUUUGGGGAAGGCCCUUUCCUGUUUCAGCAUGACUAUGCCCCCGUGCACAAAGCGAGGUCCAUACAGGAAUGGUUUGUCGAGAUCGGUGUGGAAGAACUUGGCUGGCCUGCACAGAGCCCUGACCUCAACCCCAUCGAACACCUUUGGGAUGAAGUGGAAUGCCGACUGCGAGCCAGGCCUAAUCGCCCAACAUCAGUGCCCGACCUCACUAAUGCUCUUGUGGCUGAAUGGAGGCAAGUCCCCGCAGCAAUGUCCCAACAUGGAAACCCUUCCCAGAAGAGUGGAGGCUGUUCCAAAGGGGGGACUAACUCCAUAUUAAUGCCCAUGAUUUUGUAAUGAGAUGUUCGACGAGCAGUUGUCCACAUACUUUUGGUCAUGUGGUGUAGUUCUGAGCUAUAGAUUGAGUCAGACUUAGGUUAUUAGUUACAUUGUAUUUUUUUCAUUUGGUCCGGUUGGUUUCACAUUCCCAAAUGUUAAAUGAACUAAAAUGCCUAAACCAAACCAUGUGUUCAUGCAAGUAAUUUGUUUAUUGGUCAAGAAAGCUCAGAUUAAAUCCAUCUAUGAUCAUCAGGAAGCAUCACUUUUGUGUCCCAAUCAUCUUAUUACAUUCACUUUGGUCUUCCAACAACAUGCUGGAGGAAAACAGCGCAAUAGGUGCUCUAACUGCGACGUGCAUAUUCUGUAGCCUAUGUCCCCUGUAUAGCUCUGUCUCCCCUAAUCUGCAUAGGAUGCACUCAUGAAGGCACUGCUACUCACAAAAUGUUUCAAAGAUAUCAAGUUAUGAUCAUGUGUAAUCAAAUGCUCACAGUCAAACAACCAAUAAUACUGCGAGCCUCUGGUUCUUUUCCUGUGUUUGUUCCGGACUGCGUUCACACCUGCAACGAACCGUACCACAGUACAAAUGGAGAUUGACCGAGACCACUCUUUUUGAGUGAACCACAGUGUGUCUUUUGGUGCUCUUCUGAGUGUGGAUAAUGUGUUCACACCAGUCCAAACUAACCGAACUAAGGGGGUAAACGCACCAGAGUUCGGAAAAAACGCUCCAAACCAUUUUGGUGUGAAAGCCCCCUUAAUUAUAUAAAUUAUAUUGCUGUUGUUUCCUUUAUUGAUAUACCCUAUUUUAUAUAAUUUUUAUUAGUGGGAACAUUGUUCAUUGUAAAUUGCAGCUGGAGUCUUUUAUUGUAAAUGUCAACCAUUUUAGGGAGAGCUUGCUGUAUUUCUGCAAUGUGAUCAUAAUCUUUUAACUUUGAACUCUAGGUGAAUGGGUCCGGGGACCAGAGCCCAGGGGAGAUGAUGGCCCACCCCCAGCCCCACCAGACCCCCUCCAUACAGGGCAGCAUGACCCCCACCACCCCUACCCCCCAGUACCCCCAGCAAGAGCCCAGGACCCUGACCAGGACCAGCUCCAUGCAGCAGCUGGAACAGUGGGUCCGCACACAAAGAGUACGCAACCAGGACGACGACACUAGAAGGUGGGUGGGGGGGUGUAUGUUCUUGGUGUCCCAAGAUGUUAUCUCAGAGAACUUGAAAUGUGUAUGUAUUCCUGCACUGAACAAGGAAUUAUGGAACAGAAAGUCAAUUCAGAACCCUAUACAGUAAAAGACUGCAUUAACUGCCUCAGUUCUUUAUUUUAAAAAUGACAUAUUUGUGAUCACUACAAGUAGUGGGCCGGAGUUGUUUUUCUUAAUUUUUUACACAUUCUUCACUUACCUGGUUAAAUAAAUAAAGGUUAAAUAAAUAAAAUAAAAUAAAUAAAUAAACCUCUCAGAUGCUUUUUCAGACCCACAAAAUAGUGUGACAGCGUCCUCUCUCUGAUCCAAACCCUAUUAGAAAUGUAAAGCCCUCUGUAGUUCAAUACUUUUUGAUUCCAGUCACACUGACCAGACCAGAAAAUAUAUAGGCCUACCAUUGAUGCCAGAUGUAUGAGAGUCUGCUCCUGUCUUGAGUGCAGUAGAUUAGGUUAUUGUAGGACAGUCAAUUGUGUAUUGUUCUUUCUGGACUGUAAGAAAAAUGUAUCAAUACAGUAUUCUUCUUCUUAUAGCCUGUAUCAUCUGAUAGCAGAAGAAAGAGAGGGGGGAAAGUGAACUUGUCUUAGUCCUGUUAGAAAUGCUGGAUCACGCAGCAGCCCAGCAUCUAGUGGCAGAAGCUGCCUGCCUGCCUGCCUGCCUGCCUGCCUGCCUGCCUGCCUGCCUGCUUGCCUGCCUGCCUGCCUGCCUGCCUGCCUGCCUGCCUGUCUGCCUGCCUGCCUGCCUGCCUGCCUGCCUGCCUGCCUGCCUGCCUGCCUGCCUGCCUGCCUGCCUGCCUGCCUGCCUGCCUGCCUGCCUGUCUGUCUGUCUGCCUGCCUGCCUGCCUGCCUGCCUGCCUGCCUGCCUGCCUGCCUGCCUGCCUGCCUGCCUGCCUGCCUGCCUGCCUGCCUGCCUGCCUGCCUGCCUGCCUGUCUGCCUGCCUGUCUGUCUGUCUGUCUGUGUGUAUGUACAGCGAGUCAGCAGGGAUCCUGUUUUUCUCUCUCAUCAUUAGCUAGCAAUCGGCGCCUUUAGCACAGUUCACAGUCUGAAUAAGCUUUUUAUUUUUACAUAACACUGCAGUUUAAAGAGAAUGCUUCGAGCACCUCUUUUUUUUUUUUUUUUACAAAAAUGACUAUUAUUAUAUUCAUUAUUUUAAGCCACACAUAUUUGGCAUAAACUAUGACAUCUCCCUGAAACCAAGCAGGCAGCAGCAUUUGCAAACUCUUCAGUUUAAAGUGCGUAUUAAAGUGAGAAUAGUCAUUCCGCAAUCUGAGAUCAUUGCAGGGUGUUUGGAUUGCAGUAUUUUGCUGAAUCUGUACCUCGCGUCAAACAGAACAGAGAUAGGACCUCAUGAAUCAUGAAUGGUAAUGAGGUAAACCACAGAGCUGCAGAGGUAAACAAUGACAGUACACUGGGCAGAGGACGAGAGACGGACUGACUAACCAACUGCUCAUCUGGGCAGAGUGGUGUUCAUUAGGCAACCAGCUGAAUAAAAUGGACUGAAACAGGGAGGAAUUAUCUGUACUCUGGUAUAAUAAGAAAAGCAUUUUUUUUUUCAUUUUCUGUUUCAAAAUCUUUUUUCUACUGUGCCCUACUGAACACAACCCAGGGCUUGCCCGCUUAAUUGGGGGCAGAAUGCUCAGCUUGACCCAUCCAGCCAGAUCCCUCAGAGCAUCUCCCCCUCUUAAUGUGGGCCAUGGUCUGAUUUCUCCAUCCAGACAGCAGCCACUUAACUUUUCCUUGUUGUUCGCUCCAGCUGAACUCCUACUCCUCCAGCAGUGUGUGUUUGUUUGUGUGUGUGCUCUGUUUAUCAUUACUGGGCAUAAAUUAUCUCCAUGCCUCACCCCACCCCGCUCCACCGCAGCAGUCACAUUAUACGUAUGUCGUCUCACAUGAUGCUUCAUUUCCCCUGGGUUCAGUAGCAGUCUCCAGUCUCUAGUUGCAUUAUCCAGCAUCUCUAAGUGAAGGUAAUAGGCUGCUCUCUGGCUGUCUCUUUUUCUCUAUAUCUGGCUCUCUCUCAGUCUGUAUCUGCACUUUCUGACCCGACUCUGACCGUCCUUCGUAAGUGGAGCAGUUUAAAAUAUUGUUGGUUGGUGGAAUAAUCAUAUUUGGCUUAAGGGUGUUUCUUCUCUCUCCUUUCAAGCAUGUCGUUGUGUGCCCUCGUAUGCUCGCACACACACAAACACACCCACGUCUUCUUCUUCACACAUCUCGCACACAAUGGUGUGUUUAUCAUAUCUGUUAUGGCAGUUGACAAAUUAUUCAAAUGAACAGUGGCUAAUGGUUCAUAGCACAGAUGAACUCACCACAAGGUUGGACAAAAAAUGUAAUCUGGAUUUCAGCUAGGAAAAUGUGUCGUUAACAGUUUGUGUACGUGCUCACUCCAAUAACAGAGCAUCACUGCCAUUAGAUGCAUCUCUGACUGUGAUGUUGGCAGUCUGUUACUCUGUUAGAUUCACACCCCCAGGAUAGUAGUGAGAUCUUUUACAAUUAAAGCUGCUUGCUGUUAGCCUGUUCAUAAAGUUUCAUAGAGACAGAGGUUGCUAAGGAGAAUAAGUAUUUAACUCUUCAUUGAGUGUAUUUGAACUCCAGGGAUUUUCUUCAUCCUCUGCAUACAGUGCAUUCGGAAAGUAUUCAGACCCCUUGACUUUUACGACUUUGUUACGUUACAGCCUUAUUCUAAAAUUGAUUAAAUUGUUUGUUUGUUUUUCUCAUCAAUCUACACACAAUACCCCAUAAUGAAAAAGCAAAAACUGAUUUUUAGAAAUGUCUGCAAAUGUAUUCAAAAAUAAAAAACUGAAAUAUCACAGUUACGUAAGUAUUCAGACCCUUUACUCAGUACUUUGUUGAAGCACAUUUGGCAGCGAUUACAGCCUUGAGUCUUCUUGGGUAUGACGCUACAAGCUUCGCACACCUAUAUUUGGAGAGUUUCUCCUCUGCAGAUCCUCUCACGCUCUGUCAGGUUGGAUGGGGAGUGUCGCUGCACAGCUUUUUUCAGGUCUCUACAGAGAUGUUCGAUCGGGUUCAAGUCCAGGCUCAAGGACAUUCAAAGACAUGUCCCGAAGCCACUACUGCUUUGUCUUGCCUGUAUGCUUAGGUCUGAGGUCCUGAGCGCUCUGGAGAAGGUUUUCAUCAAGGAUGUCUCUGUACUUUGCUCUAUUCAUCUUUCCCUCGAUCCUGACUAGUCUUCCAGUCCCUGCCGCUGAAAAACAUCCCCACAGCAUGAUGCUGCCACCACCAUGCUUCACCGUAGGGAAGGUGCCAGGUUUACCCCAGACUUGACGCUUGGCAUUCAGUCCAAAGAGUUCAAUCUUGUUUCUCAUGGUCUGAGUCCUUUAACUGCCUUUUGGCAAACUUCAAGCAAGCUGUCAUGUGCCUUUUACUGAGUGGCUUCUGUCUGGCCACUCUACCAUAAAGGCCUGAUUGGUGGAGUGCUGCAGAGACGGUUGUCCUUCUGGAAGGUUCUCCCAUCUCCACAGAGGAACUCUGAAGCUCUGUCAGAGAGACCAUUGGGUUCUUGGUCACCUCCCUGACCAAGGCUCUUCUCCCCAGAUUGCUCAGUUUGGCCAGGCGGCAAGCUCUAGGAAGAGUCUUGGUGUUUCCAAACUUCUUCCAUUUAAGAAUGAUGGAGGCCACUGUGUUCUUGGGGACCUUCAAUGCUGCAGGAAUGUUUUGGUACCCUUCCCCAGGUCUGUGCCUCAACACAAUCCUGUCUCAGAGCUCUACGGACAAUUCCUUCGACCUCAUGGCUUGGUUUCUGCUCUGACAUGCUCUGUCAACUGUGGGACCUUAUAUAAACAGGUGUGUGCCUUUCCAAAUCAAUUCAAAUCAAAGUCCAAUCAAUUGAAUUUACUUCAAGUGGACUCCAAUCAAGUUGUAGAAAAAUCUCAAGGAUGAUCAAUGGAAACAGGAUGCACCUGAGCUCAAUUUUGAGUCUCAUAGCAAAGGGUCUGAAUAAUUAUAUAAAUAAGGUAUUUCAGUUUUUAAUCUUUAAUAUAUUUGCAAAAUUUUCUAAAAACCUGUUUUCACUUUUUCAUUAUGGGGUUUAGUGCGUAGAUUGAUGAGGAUUUUUUAUUUUAUAAUAAGGCUGUAACGUAACAAACUGUGGAAAAAGUCAAGGGGUCUGAAUACUUUCUGAAUGCACUGUAUAUCAUUGAAAUUGGCCUACAGCCCAAAUCAAUAUUCUCUAUGUCCUGAUGUUAUAUGUUGUCCUGAUCACAUCUCUGAUCCUCCUCUUUCUCUUCUCUCUUCUCAGUAUCAUAUCGUACCAGACUUUGCCUAGGAACAUGCCCAGCCAUCGGGCACCACCAGCCAUGCCCCACUACGGGGACCCUGGCUACCGUACCUUACCUAGGAACAGCAUGGCGCGGCCGGACAGUAUCUGCAGCAUGUCCCCCUCCAUAUACGACAAGGCCCUAGGCAUGGGGCUGGGCCUGGGGAUCUCGCCUGCAGACAAGAGGCGCUCCAUGAGGGACGACACCAUGUGGCAGCUGUAUGAGUGGCAGCAGAGGCAGGGCUACAUUCCCAAGUAGGCAUGAGACUAUAGAAAUAUCAUUUCUAGAAUAGGAAUUCCCAUUCAAGUUAAUGUUCUGUAAUGCUGGACCGGCAGCCAUAUUGAGUGUACCCAUGAGUGCACCAGUCAAAUUGAAGUGAUCUGAAUUGGAAUGUCCAUUAACUUCCUUAAUUGACUGAAUUGAAAUGAAAUGUACCCUAAGUAGUACCAUCUCACCCCUAGCCCCAGGCCUAUGUCGUCCACGCCCGGGCCCUACGGGGCCCUGCCCAGCCCCAAGACCAUGAUCAACCUGUCUGAGCACCAGGGUCACAGUCACCACUCUAUCCCCCCCUCGCCUUCCCACGGCUCCUUGUCCAUGUACGGGGGCUACUCGCCCCUCCGCUCCUCCUACAACCACAGCUCCAGUAGGUCAGAGGUGGGCUUGCCUGUAUACCAGGGGGAUGUCACUAUAGACAGGAGACACAGCAGGACAUCACACCUCAACAAGGUAAGAGGACUAGUCUGGACCUUGGUCUUCUAACACAUGGUUGUAUUCAUUAGGGCACACAAUGGAAAAUAUUUUUGCAACGGGACAUGAAUAUGAACGAUUCUUAUUGAACAAUUGCAGGAAGUUCCUCCAUGGUCCAGUCUGUUUUCAUCCGUUUGGUGCCUAAUGAACACAACCCUGGCCCGCAAUUGGGAUGUAUGCUUGCUGAAUAUUCCCCUGAUUGAAUACAACCCUACCUCUCUCUCUCUUCUCCAGUAUGCCUACCCGCCUGACAGGAGGUCAAUGCCAGCUGGGAUCCCUGUCCAGACCAUCAUUGCCCAGUCUCUGCAAGGCAAAACGGUCAGUUCACUUCCCUCUCUCUCUCUCCUUCUUUCUCUCCCUCUCUUCAUCCCUCUCCUCCCCUUGUCUGGUCUGACCUAAUGUACCCUGCCCUUGGCCUUGAUACACAGUCAGGCUUAUAACACCCUGUCAUUUAGUUUUCCAUUCUGGUCUAAUGGGGCUGCUGCUUCCAAAGACAAGUCACGUUCGUAAUCACUAUCCCCCCUCCUCUCUUUCCCUUCCAAGAGGAGGACAUUGUCGCAGAGCUUCUGUAGUGGCAGAUUAAGACAGGAUUUAGAUCCAUGUUCCAAGUGAUGUGGUUUAAAAUGUGUUAACUCCCUGAGCCUCUCUAACCCAGCCGUUUACACUAUGCAAGCGGCACUCGCCCAGACACGCUAGCCUCACCCUCAUGUGGGUGCUAACAAGCUAGCAAGCAAGCUAGGUAGUGCUACGUGUCAACAGCCAUUGUCAGCCAAUCCAGUUGGGGUUGGAAGCUAUGGUGAGCUUCGAUAGGUCACUCGCGUCGCGAUAUCGCAGAGGAUUUGAAUAAAGUUCAGCUUUCCCCAACUUUAGUCCCACCCUGUUCAGCUCCCUCGCCCAUGCUCGCAUCGCUCAACGGUUCCCCCACCCACUCGGCUUCUCUCGCUUUCCUUCUUUCAAUGGAAAGUGAAUGGCUUCCGAUGUUUCACCGCGCAAUACCGCUUCCUAGUGGAAACACAGUGGAAAGCCCUGUUGUUCACAGCUCACUAAGCCAUAGCCUUACCAACGGCGAUACAUCACUUUGGCUACAUGGUGAUGCAGUGCGACACAGUGCUUGGGGUACAGGGAACACUCUUGGGGUACACUUAGCUAGCAGGGACCUAGCGCUCUAGAUGACCUCUCCUGGUGUGUGGUGUCCUCUCCAGUCCUGACACGUUCUGACCUGUCCUGCUUUCUGUCCUAUCUUCCUGGCUCCUGUGUGUGAUAGGGAUGUGACAAAUGUUUCAACUGCCUUUUCUUUUUUGGGGGGUUUUCUUUUAAAACGAUAAGAAAAUGACAGAACAUUUGAUGUGAAAUCCUAUUGUGUGGAAUGAUCUCUAGGGGCAAUGAAGUUCUUACCGCAGUCAUACAGUAGGUUUGAAAGGCUCUGGAUGGUCAAUCUGACAUCUGCAGUGGCCGUACAGCAUUUAAAGUGAUACGGCCUCUGCAGAAGUCAGGGCAUUCAUAAUACUUCUUGCUCUUUGUGGAGCAGAGCCGUUGUCAAGGAAGUGAGUUUGUCUUUAUACAGGACCUCCCGCCCCCACCUACCGUCAACCAAUCAUGUCUAUAUGGAGCUAUACGGAGCCCUCCAUAUUGUUACAACAUUUGGGCUUAGCACGAUGAUGCGGCACGGAGCUCGAUUUGGCCUCCGGAGGCUCCGCAAUUGCGUCACACACUCCGUACGGAGCCUCCGGAUCGCAUUGUCGGAGCAAGCAUAAAAUGGCUUUUAGGCAUCUGUAAUCUGCUUUGUCCCGAAGACAACCGUUAAUUCACCUUGGCUCUAGUGUUCCUUCCAUUUGUUAUGUGCAUUAGCGACUCACAACAAAAAAUUAACCUAGCCAAGUGAUCACUUCUAUUCCCUACAUUCUCUUUUCCCUCCAUUACGUGUCGCUCACUCAUUUCCGAUCCGACCGCUCCCUCUAUACACAAGUGCUGCACACCCAUGCUCCCAAGCCUACAUAAAUGACUGCCGAGAAUGGGAUACACAAACAAAUGGGAUAUGCAAACAAAACUAUAGAUAAGCUACAUUCCUUACCAAAUCAAGACUGCUUUAGCACAAAUUCAAAAUGGAUUGGUUGAUUCAAGUAAGGAAAUAUAGUAUGUGUUCCAAGCACUAGCUGCAGUUUUUGCAAACUGCGUAGCUAUAGUGUGCCAUUUAGAAUAUAUUACAACCCCCCCCCCCCACCCCCCACACACUAAACCUAGGCAGGUUCCAGACUGAAAUAUGCAAGAAAAACGUUGUUUUGAUGAAUACAAAUAGUGUUUUCAUUAGUCUAAGGACCUACUUUCUUUCAUGUUUAACAAAAGCCUGUCUACCAAGUUUAAGCUCAUAAAUCAAACACAGUGCAAAAGAAAACAUGCACCAAAUGCAUGUAUCUACUGGUUAAAAAGGGGAAGAAGUUUUGCUUUCUAAUGCGGUUAACUGUAUGUCUCAACUCCCAUUUUAAAGGGAAUAACACACUGGUGAAACGGGAGUAAAUGCUGAACAGUGAUAUUGAUGAGAAAGACAUCUGUUUCUGUAGCGCGAGUCGUGGCUCAAAUAGCGCUUGCAGCCUUUCAUUUAGCAAAUGACCUCGCCAUUGGCAAUGGUUGCAUGUCAACUGCAAUCAUUUCUGUAAUAAUCAGCGCUUUCUUUUCCAACAAUUAACGACGAUGAUGUUCGGAGCGCUUCUGCUGCAAAUAAUUUGAAAGAUGCGUAUCCCCUCUUACUAACAUUACAGCAUUGUUGUGUUAGGUAGGCCUAUACAAUGUUUGUUUACAUUUACUCUGUUUACAAACAUUGGAGUGAAACAAGCUUAUAUUUUGAGGUCUGAUGGGGUACGACAGUUGAACUAAGCUCACGAUCCAUUUAUAAGUUAAAUUCUUCAAGAAUCAAUGGGUACAUACAGCAUCAUUCAUUUAGAAGUCCAACUGCUGAUUGCCUCUUCGACGUUAAUCCAAUUUGGUUUAUAAACGUUUGAAUGUUUAAACGUUCACACCCCUAGUGUGUCAUGUCCUAUUCUCCUCUUCUCAUGUCCCGACGUCUUCUCCCUCUGCCUUCUCUCCGCCCCCCUGCUCUCUGACCCCUAACCCCUACUCUGCCCUCCUGACCCGUCCUUCUCCUCUCCGGUCUUUCCUCCUGCGUCUCUCCGCCCCUCCCAAUAGCCUGAGGAGCUGACCCUGCUGCUGAUAAAGCUGCAUCGGCAGGAGGCCGACCUAGACAGUGUUCAGAAGCAAACUGUAGCACAGCUUAUGCAACUAAACCUCGAUGGCGGCCGCAACCAAAUGGGUCCCCUGAGGUCGCCACUGUGUGCUGUUGUCUCGUCGUGUGCCAUGCCGCCGUCUACUACUCUCCAUCCACUUGGGUCGUUCAUUUUUGGAAGGGCCAGAUGGGUGGUAAGGGGUGGGAUGAGAUUGUAGUCAGUGCUAAGGAGCUUGGGGCAGGUCAUCACCUUACUGCCUCCUCAAAGGAAAGACCCUUUUAUUUGAAGAUGUCUCUUUCUGAAUGUCCUUGUUCUUAUAUUAAACAAGAGCAAUAUUAUAUUAUUAUUGUUGUAUUAUAAUGUUGCUUUUGUUUUUCUUGAUGUAAAUCGGCUUUCUUUCUCCUGUUUUUUAAAACUGUUAACCCUUGAAUCUUUGUUGCUGACAUAGGCUAUUCGUGAUGACUUUGUUGUUAAUUGUAGUAAUGUACGGUGAAGAGACACAGUGGGUGUACCAGCUUACUCCCUAAAAAUAAACUCGGCAGAUGUUGCCUGGAAAUUAGAAACUCCAACUUAGUGAUCUUGAAAAGUGGACUGGCUAAGUAGGCUUAGCUGGGUUGUGUACAGUAAUGAAUUCAGGACUUUGGUUUUUUUAAGUCUCUUUUAAGUCAUCAGACAGGGAUUUAAGUAAUGUAGGGCACCCAAACUUGAGAUGGGAAACAGUUGUUGGUGAUCAAGUGUUAAUAGUGGCACUAAAGCAUGAACAAUGGUAACGUUUUUGUCAAUGGUGUGUCAUAUUGAUUUUCUCCACCUAGUCCUCAAAGCAUUCACACAGUCAGUGGUGUUGUGAGACACAUUACAUGCCUAUGACCUAUUAUACAAUGCAACACAGUAAGAAAAAUAGUAGGGUUUUCUAUCCUCCAUUUACUCCCACUCACUUUCUCAUCGCCAACAGUUUGUCCUUGUAUGUGUCUCUUAGAUCUAAACUGUUUGCCCUGUCUGUCUGUCUCUCUGUCUGUCUUUUUCUGUCAUUCUCUAUGUCUGUCCAGCUUUCUAUCUGUCUGUUUCUAUUGCCUAACGAUCCUUUGCCUCGCUCACUCUCCCUUCUCUCUUUCCUCUCCUCUUUGCUGUUCUCUGCACUGCUGACCGACGCUAGAAUGCCAUUUUGUCUCAUCACCUCCAAAGGAACCUCAUGUAUCUGGAUAACCAGGUGGGGUAACUCUAACACAUGGUCCUUAUUUUGGGACAGAUUUAGCUACCAAGUUUCAGACUUGCUCUGUCUCCAUUUGUGUGUCUUUGUGGAUGUACAAUACCAGUGAAAAGUUUGGACACACCUACUCAUUCCAGGGUUUUUCUUUAUUUUGACUAUUUCCUACAUUGUAGAAUAAUAGUGAAGACAUCAAAACUAUGAAAUAACACAUAUGGAAUCAUGAAGUAACCAAAAAAGUGUUAAACAUAUAUAUUUGAGAUUCUUCAAAGUAGCCACCCUUUGCCUUGAUGACAGCUUUGCACACUCUUGGCAUUCUCUCAACCAGCUUCAUGAGGUAAUCACCUGGAAUGCAUUUCAAUUAUCAGAUGUGCCUUGUUAAAAGUUAAUUUGUGGAAUUUCUUUCCUUCUUAAUGCAUUUGAGCCAAACAGUUGUGUUGUGACAAGGUAGGGUUCAAUGUGUCAAAUCGGAGGGCCUGUUGUCUGGACCUAUGGCAGUCUCUAUGGGGGUGCCACAGGGUUCAAUUCUUGGGCCAACUCUUUUCUCUGUGUAUAUCAAUGACGUCGCUCUUGCUGCUGGUGACUCUCAGAUCCACCUCUACGCAGACGACACCAUUUUGUAUACAUCUGGCCCUUCAUUGGACACUGUGUUAACAAACCUCCAAACGAGCUUCAAUUCCAUACAACACUCCUUCAGUAGCCUCCAACUGCUCUUAAACACUAGUAAAACUAAAUGCAUGCUCUUCAACCGAACGCUGCUUGCACCCGCCCACCCGACUAGAAUCACUACUCUAGACGGGUCUGACCUAGAGUAUGUGGACAACUACAAAUAUCUAGGUGUCUGGUUAGACUGUAAACUCUCCUUCCAGACUCACAUUAAGAAUCUCAAAUCCAAAGUUAAAUCUAGAAUCGGUUUCCUAUUUCGCAACAAAGCCUCCUUCACUCAUGCUGCCAAACAUGCCCUCGUAAAACUGACUAUCCUACCGAUCCUUGACUUCGGCGAUGUCAUUUACAAAAUAGCCUCCAACACUCUACUCAGCAAAUUGGAUGUUGUCUAUCACAGUGCCAUCCGUUUUGUCUCCAAAGCCCCAUAUAAUACCCACCACUGUGACCUGUACGCUCUUGUUGGCUGGUCCUCACUACAUAUUCGUCGCCAAACCCACUGGCUCCAGGCCAUCUAUAAAUCACUGCUAGGCAAAUCCCCGCCUUAUCUUAGCUCAUUGGUCACCAUAGCAACACCCACCCGUAGUCUGCGCUCCAGCGGGUAUAUCUCACUGGUCAUCCCCAAAGCCAACACCUCCUUUGGCCGCAAUUCCUUCCAGUUCUCUGCUGCCAAUGACUGGAACAAAUUGCAAAAAUCUCUGAAGCUGGAGACACUUAUCUCCCUCACUAACUUUAAGCAUCAGUUGUCAGAGCACCUUACCGAUCACUGCACCUGUACACAGCCCAUCUGAAAUUAGCCCGCCCAACUACCUCAUCCCUAUAUUGUUAUUUAUUUUGCUCAUUUGUACCCAGUAUCUCUAUUUGCACAUCAUCUCUUGCACAUCAUUCCAGUGUUAAUACUAAAUUGUAAUUAUUUUGCACUAUAGCCUAUUUUAUUGCCUUACCUCCAUAACUUGCUAAAUUUGCACACUGUAUAUUAAUUGUAUUUCUGUUGUAUUUUUGACUUUGUUUUGUUUUACCCCAUAUGUAACUCUGUGUUGUUGUUUUUAUCGCACUGCUUUGCUUUAUCUUGGCCAGGUCGCAGUUGUAAAUGAGAACUUGUUCUCAACUGGUUUACCUGGUUAAAUAAAGGUGAAAUAAAAAAAAAAAAAAAAAAAAAGGGGUGGUAUACAGAAGAUAGCCCUAUUUUUAUAAAAGACCAAGUCCAUAUUAUGGCAAGAACAGCUCAAAUAAGCAAAGAGAAACGACAGUCCAUCAUUACUUUAAGACAUGAAGGUCAGUCAAUCUGGAAAAGUUUCUUCAAGUGCAGUCGCAAAAACCAUCAAGCGCUAUGAUGAAACUGGCUCUCAUGAGGACCGCCACAGUAAAGGAAGACCCAGAGUUACCUCUGCUGCAGAGGAUAAGUUAAUUAGACUUAACUGCACCUCAAAUUACAGCCCAAACAAAUGCUUCACAGAGUUCAAGUAACAGUCACAUCUCAACAUCAACUGUUCAGAGGAGACUGUGUGAAUCAGGCCUUCGUGGUCGAAUUGCUUUAAAGAAACCACUACUAAAGGACACCUAUAAUAAGAAGAGACUUGCUUGGGUCAAGAAACACAAGCAAUGAACGUUAGACCGGUGGAAAUCUGUCCUUUGGUCUGAUGAGUCCAAAUUUGAGAUUUUUGGUUCCAACUGCCAUGUCUUUGUGAGAGUAGGUGAACGGAUGAUCUCCGCAUGUGUGGUUCCCACCGUGACGCAUGGAGGAGGAGGUGUGAUGGUGUGGGGUGCUUUGCUGGUGACUGUCUGUGAUUUAUUUAGAAUUGAAGGCACACUUAACCAGCAUGGCUACCACAGCAUUCUGCAGCGAUACGCCAUCCCAUCUGGUUUGUGCUUAGUGGGACUAUCAUUUGUUUUUUAACAGGACAAUGACCCAAAACACACCUCCUGACUGUGUAAGGGCUAUUUGACCAAGGAGAGUGAUGGAGUGCUGCAUCAGAUGACCUGGCCUCCACAAUCACCCGACCUCAACCCAGUUGAGAUCGUUUGGGAUGAGUUGGACCGCAGAGUGAAGGAAAAGUAGCCAACAAGUGCUCAGCAUAUGAGGGAACUCCUUCAAGACUGUUGAAAAAGCAUUCCUCAUGAAGCUGGUUGAGAGAAUGCCAAGAGUGUGCAAAGCUGUCAUCAAGGCAAAGGGUGGCUACUUUGAAGAAUCUAAAAUCUAAAACAUAUUUAGAUUUGUUUAACACUUUUUUGGUUACUACAUGAUUCCAUGUGUGUUAUUUCAUAGUUUUGAUGUCUUCACUAUUAUUCUACAAUGUAGAAAAUAGUAAAAAUAAAGAACACCCUGGAAUGAGUAGGUGUGUCCAAACCUUUGAAUGGUACUGUAUAUUUCUGUCUAAAAGGUGUUGUUUUUCCACGCUGCAUUCGAGAUGUCGGCUCAUGUAGGUCAAUAUUUGAAAAGUUUAAAGUUUGAAAACUAGCGUGUGUGUAACAUUUCUUUGGGGCUUUCCCUUGCCAUGUGACAUUUUGGAUGAGAGCAUGUUUGUGUGUGUGAUCUAUUAUGAUGGAAAAAGGUGGAGCUAGCAUCAUUGACAGUCAGUGUUGUCUCUAAACUGUCUAAAGCUCUGGUACAAACUGACUGUUCCCAAAUUGCUGCUCCUCCUUUCCUCCAUAAUGAACAACUAGAUGAAGGAAAAUAAGCCUUUAAUCGUGAUGAUUCACACAUUGAUAGAGAACUCAGCCCCCAGGCCUCAACUGUACCACCACCACUUAAGAGUAAGGUAUUGGCCAGCCAACGCCGGCUAACGUUGCUUUCUUCAAUCCAUCCUCAGUUGUUUUAUGGUCCGUCUUGCUCCUGCAAUGAUCCUCCCUGUAUUGUUUGUGAAUAUAGCACUUCUCAUUCAUACAGCUUUUACUUUACUGUCUCCUGGAAAGUCAAACCACCAAUGUGAACAUGGCUUACAUACAAACAGUAGUAUGAUGUGUACUGUAUGUUCCACUGUCUGGUUAAAACCCCUCCUUCACUAUUUACAGUUGUGUUUGUGCUUGUGUGUGCAUGUUUGUGAGUGUGUGUAUGUGUGUGCGGUAUAUUUCUAUUCCAUUGUUGUGUUGCCAGUGUUAUGGGCCAACCGCACAACUCUGUUUCCACCAGUCUCUGUAUGGGCAGUGAGAAUUCACACUUAAAACAAACUAUUUGAAACCACAUAUGUGACCGACCGCCUCGAUUCGGUCUUAUGUAGCAAAAUUUGAAAUUGUGUUUUUUACUUUGGAUAAAAGUACUCAGAGCUAUAAAUGGUAUAUCAUACACGACAGUUGAGGAACAAUGGGAAAGUAAUUCUGCUUUGAAAGUUGAUAAACUUGUAACCCCACUUUUGAGAAAAUGGCCCUUGAAUGUUUUGGUACACAUACUGGAGAGCUCUUCUUUGUCUGCACCCAUUCAGCAUCGUUCACACCCUCUUAAGCCUUAGUCCCACCCAUCUCUUUAAGGAUUCACAUGUGAGGCCAUGUGGAAAGCACACACUAUAUCAAAUAAAAGUUUAUUUGUCACAUGCACAGGAUACAGAAGGUGUAAACGGUGCAGUGAUAGUGCUUGCAUAGUAGCAAUAUCAAAAACAGAAAGUGUCCAGAUAAAAAAUAAUUUACAAAUAUUUUAUCGUUGUUAGAUGACGCUUACCCAACACACUUGUCUAAAUUGAUGGGUCAUGUGAAGGACAUUCUAUAACCAACCCUCACCCACAUCUAGCUAAGUGGAUGGGUCACUAUUGUCUAGACAUGUACACAUGUUCAUGCACAGUCAAUCACCCCCAGACACACCUGCUAAUUAGAUGGGUCAUGUAAUAAUCAGGUCGAAGUGGAGUCUUUUGUUUAGACAUGUAGGUAGCUAGGUAGCUAGCUAGCUAAACAAUGAACCCAACUCAUACUACUACCAAUACAAACAUUGUCAUAGCUGUAGUAUGAAUCUUCAGGUAGCUAAAUCUAACAAACUAGGUUCAAUGUUAGAUAGCUAACAUUAGGCUAUAACUAGCAAUGCAAAUGGAUUUCUGAUUGGAAUAAUAUUACUACACAGAUCAUACACGUAACGUUAGCUAGCGAGCCAGCAAGCUAACGUUUGCUAGCUAACUAACGGUAUGUUUUAGCUUGCAAUAAAAAUGACUUUCUGACAAAAUUAAAAAUGUAUAUCUGGAAAAUGUAGCUAGACUCUUACCCGUAUACGUGGAUGAACGCUUCACGGCAGACUGGAACCAUUUAAUUCCGUUUUGUUUGUAGCUACAUCUUGUUUGGCCAGUGUUGUGUCAAGUCACUCCGGUUCACACUGACCGUGGCGUGUGCAGAAAGUAGCCCAUCACUUUUUCCUACUGAUCUGUCGAUAGCGCCUGCUAAAUUCAGGGCAUCAAUGUUGUUGAGAAAAGUAGGACAACUUUUGUAGUUCUCGAUGGCUAACGUUAUAUCUUUCAAAAACGGCGCGGUAGAAAGGACUGUCAACACAUACUGAACAGCUCACGUUAUAGACAGAAGUGCGUUACAUGGCAGACCAAUCCAAACUCAUCUCCCGGCAUGUCCAGCCCAUACAUUAUCUCAGCCAAUCAAAGCUAGUGGGGAGGUUCCUGUUUUUUUCCCAUGGCUAAACCAAAUAGGCUCGUAAUUUAACAAUUGUAUUCGUAUUUGUGGAUGGAAUACAAGUUUGUUAUUAAGGCACAUGAAAAUUCACGUUCCAGAAGGAAUUUCUGCCAAAAAACACAUUUAGGUAAAAAAUAAAUGUUUACAGUGCCUUGCAAAAGUACUCAUCCCCCUUGGCGAUUUUCCUAUUUUGUUGCAUUACAACCUGUAAUUUAAAUUGAUUUUUAUUUGGAUUUCUUGUAAUGGACAUACACAAAAUAGUCCAAAUAAAAAAUUACUUGUUUAAAAAAAUUCUACAAAAUAAAUAACGGAAAGGUGGUGUGUGCAUAUGUAUUCACCCCCUUUGCUAUGAAGCCCCUAAAUAAGAUCUGGUGCAACCAAUUACCUUCAGAAGUCACAUAAUUAGUUAAAUAAAGUCCACCUGUGUGCAAUUCAAGUGUCACAUGAUCUCAGCAUAUAUACACCUAUUCUGAAAGGCCCCAGUCUGCAACACCACUAAGCAAGUGGCACCACCAAGUAAGCGGCCCCAUGAAGACCAAGGAGCUCUCCAAACAGGUCAGGGACAAAGUUGUGGAGAAGUACACAUCAGGGUUGGGUUAUAAAGAAAUGUCAGAAACUUUGAACAUCCCACGGAGCACCAUUUUAAAUCCAUUAUUAAAACAUUGAAAUAAUAUGGCACCACAACAAACCUGCCAAGAGAGAGCUGCCCUCCAAAACUCACGGACCAGGAAAGCUCCACAGCGGAGAUUGGAGUAUCUGUCCAUAGGACCACUUUAAGCCGUACACUCCACAGAGUUGGGCUUUAUGGAAGAGUGGCCAGAAAAAGCCAUUGCUUAAAGAAAAAAAUAAGCAAACACAUUUGGUGUUCGCCAAAAGGCAUGUGGGAGACUCCCCAAACAUAUGGAAGAAGGUACUCUGGUCAGAUGAGACUAAAAUUGAGCUUUUUGGCAAUCGAGGAAAACGCUAUGUCUUGCGCAAACCCAACACCUUUCAUCACCCCGAGAACACCGAUGCUUUUCAUCGGCAGGGGCUGGGAAACUGGUCAGAAUUAAAGGAAUGAUGGAUGGCAUUAAAUACAGGGAAAUUCUUGAGGGAAACAUGUUUCAGUCCUCCAGAGAUUUGAGACUGGUACGGAGGUUUACCUUUAGCAUACUGCUAAAUUAACACUUGACUGGUUUAAGGGGAAACAUUUAAAUGUCUUGGAAUGGCCUAGUCAAAGCCCAGACCUCAAUCCAAUUGAGAAUCUGUGGUAUGACUUAAAGAUUGCUGUACACCAGCGGAACCCAUCAAACUUGAAGGAGCUGGAGCAGUUUUGCCUUGAAGAAUGGGCAAAAAUCCCAGUGGCUAGAUGUGCCAAGCUUAUAGAGACAUACCCCAAGAGACUUGCAGCUGUAAUUGCUGCAAAAGGUAGCUCUACAGCGGCAGGUAGCUUAGUGGGUAAGAGCGUUGUGCCAGUAACCGAAAGGUCGCUGGUUCUAAUCCCAGAGCCGACUAGGUGAAAAAUCUGUCGAUGUGCCCUUGAGCAAGGCACUUAACCCUAAUUGCUCCUGUAAGUCGCUCUGGAUAAGAGCGUCUGCUAAAUGACUAAAAAUGUAAAAAAUGUACAAAGUAUUGACUUUUGGGGGGGGGGGGUGAAUAGUUAUGCACGCUCAAGUUUUCAUUUUUAUUUUUAUUUUUUCUUGUUUCUUGUUUGUUUCACCCAAAAAAAUAUUUUGCGUCUUCAAAGUGGUAGGCAUGUUGUGUAAAUGAAAUGAUACAAACCCCCAAAAAAUUCCAGGUUGUAAGGCAACAAAAUAGGAAAAAUGCCAAGGGAGAGAAUACUUUUGCAAGCCACUGUACGUUCAAAUGCUGCUCCUGUGAAGUAGUGAUGUGCGACAUACAGUGGGGAAAAAAAGUAUUUAGUCAGCCACCAAUUGUGCAUGUUCUCCCACUUAAAAAGAUUAGAGAGGCCUGUAAUUGGCAUCAUAGGUACACGUCAACUAUGACAGACAAAUUGAGAAAAAUAAUUCCAGAAAAUCACAUUGUAGGAUUUUUAAUGAAUUUAUUUGCAAAUUAUGGUGGAAAAUAAUUAUUUGGUCACCUACAAACAAGCAAGAUUUCUGGCUCUCACAGACCUGUAACUUCUUCUUUAAGAGGCUCCUCUGUCCUCCACUCGUUACCUGUAUUAAUGGCACCUGUUUGAACUUGUUAUCAGUAUAAAAGACACAUGUCCACAACCUCAAACAGUCACACUCCAAACUCCACUAUGGCCAAGACCAAAGAGCUGUCAUAGGACACCAGAAACAAAAUUGUAGACCUGCACCAGGCUGGGAAGACUGAAUCUGCAAUAGGUAAGCAGCUUGGUUUGAAGAAAUCAACUGUGGGAGCAAUUAUUAGGAAAUGGAAGACAUACAAGACCACUGAUAAUCUCCCUCGAUCUGGGGCUCCACGCAAGAUCUCACCCCGUGGGGUCAAAAUGAAGAACGGUGAGCAAAAAUCCCAGAACCACACGGGGGGACCUAGUGAAUGACCUGCAGAGAGCUGGGACCAAAGUAACAAAGCCUACCAUCAGUAACACACUACGCCGCCAGGGACUCAAAUCCUGCAGUGCCAGACGUGUCCCCCUGCUUAAGCCAGUACAUGUCCAGGCCCGUCUGAAGUUUGCUAGAGUGCAUUUGGAUGAUCCAGAAGAGGAUUGGGAGAAUGUCAUAUGGUCAGAUGAAACCAAAAUAUAACUUUUUGGUAAAAACUCAACUCGUCGUGUUUGGAGGACAAAGAAUGCUGAGUUGCAUCCAAAGAACACCAUACCUACUGUGAAGCAUGGGGGUGGAAACAUCAUGUUUUUGGGCUGUUUUUCUGCAAAGGGACCAGGACGACUGAUCCGUGUAAAGGAAAGAAUGAAUGGGGCCAUGUAUCGUGAGAUUUUGAGUGAAAACCUCCUUCCAUCAGCAAGGGCAUUGAAGAUGAAACGUGGCUGGGUCUUUCAGCAUGACAAUGAUCCCAAACACACCGCCCGGGCAACGAAAGAUUCGUAAGAAGCAUUUCAAGGUCCUGGAGUGGCCUAACCAGUCUCCAGAUCUCAACCCCAUAGAAAAUAUUUGGAGGGAGUUGAAAGUCCGUGUUGCCCAGCGACAGCCCCAAAACAUCACUGCUCUAGAGGAGAUCUGCAUGGAGGAAUGGGCCAAAAUACCAGCAACAGUGUGUGAAAACCUUGUGAAGACUUACAGAAAACGUUUGACCUGUGUCAUUGCCAACAAAGGGUAUAUAACAAAGUAUUGAGAAACUUUUGUUUUUGACCAAAUACUUAUUUUCCACCAUAAUUUGCAAAUAAAUUCAUAAAAAAUCCUAAAAUGUGAUUUUCUGGAUUUAUUUUCUCAUUUUGUCUUUCAUAGUUGACGUGUACCUAUGAUGAAAAUUACAGGCCUCUCUCAUCUUUUCAAGUGGGAGAACUUGCACAAUUGGUGGCUGACUAAAUACUUUUUUCCCCCACUGUACGCCUUGUUUCCUGAAACGAGCCACAUAUCAUUGUGGUUAUGUUUUGAUAGCAUGAACUACUAGGGCUGACAUCAAUUUGUAAUUUUAGACCUCCCUUGUUUGCUCCCUCGAGAGUGUAAGUUGGCCUAUGUAUUUCCUUUCUAAAUUACGAUGCAGGAGCAGAUUUGCUUGAGAGGCUGUUUUUUUUGUGACGAUUGUAUGACGCUGCACACCACUUCUCUGACACUUUUGUGAACACCUCGGAAGGUGUAAAACUACUACUGUCUUCCUCUGUCCCCAUAUGUUGUCGGCAUACCAGCACAGCGGCUGAUAUCCACACCUGACUGUCAGAGAAAUGACCCUCCCUCCCAGGCUAAAACUCCCUGUGAGCCUGCAUGCUCCGUGUGGAAUGUCACCAACAUACCACCUGGUCCACAUGCUUUCUUUGUGCUGUGGUGUGGUGCUGGCAGACAACUGCGGGUGUGUGUAUGUGGAAGAGAGGAGAGAGAUUGCUGUUUGUCUGGACUGACUGAUGUUAACGUAUUCUGUAAGGAAUGCCCUAGAUUGUCUUUGAAAUUAUUUUGAAUUUGCUCUAUCUAUUGGGGUAAAAGCAAUUGUCAGUACAAUAGUUUUUCUUUGAAAUUAUUUAGAAUUUGCUCAGUCUAUUGGGGUAAAAGCAAUUGUAAGUACAAUGCAUUAUGGGUUGCUAAGUAGAUGUGGUACUAGUGACACUAAUUAGCGGAGGAACAACCCCCAAUCCCUUUCGUCAGACCUCUCUUCCCUUGUUAUUAAGGCCAAACAUUUAGCCCAAUGAAACCAUUUGCUUCAAUAGGAGCUAAAAGGAAAGGAAAAAGUCAAGUCAACUAUUGGCCCGAUGUUCAGUCACUGUCUCAAAUAAACCAAUCCUGUUUAUAAAAACACAUUUUAUUUUUCUUAGCACUUAUUAUAGCUCUGUUUGGCUCUCAGUCUUUAUAGUCUGUGGUCGGUGUGUCAGUUUGGGACUCGUUUCAACUGUUCUGUUUUGUAACACAAACACUGGCCUGGACCACAGAGACUAGACAAACAGAUUCCUCUGAAGACUUUAUAUGUGGUAAAGGCCCAAUCUGGGAUAUGCCUUACUCUGUAUGAGUGGGAGUAUGUAGAUUAUGAAGACUAGGGGGCCCAGCACAGAUCAUUGGUGCACACCCUGUUGUUUUGAAUUAAAGAUAACGUUUUAUUCUGGAAGAACAUCAUAAAUGCAUAUCACUUAUGCCUAUAAGAUCCCCCUAGAGUAUAUUGAUGAACUGGUGCACAGACACUUCAAAACCUUAUCCCUUAUUAUUUAUUGACUGUCUUUUUUGCCAUUUAUGACUGUUAUUCAAUACAUUUCUAUGGGCUUUAGUAGUAUUUUUGAUACCUUAAUUUUAAAGGUGUCCUAAAAUUCAAAAUCAAAUAGUUAAAUAAUAAAUGGUAUGACCUUCUUAAAACAAUUCCAUAUGUCAGCUUAGAACCCCCCUCCCUCCCCACGGCUUAGACUUUUAAGAAAUAAGCGGUUCCACUUGGCAAACCAAGUGGCAGGGCUGCCAUUGUUUUUCGAAUUGCAGGCUGACCUUUUUAAAGUAUGCUGGCAGUUGGACAACACAACCACCAGACAUAGUUGGUGCCCUGACAGUCUGACAAUAUAGUUGAGUAAGCACAUAGUUGUACCUGCCUUCUGCUUGCAGUGCCCUCUAUAACCACUAUAUUCUGCUGAGGAAGACAAGUCACUCUGGAUGUUGAAUGCACCAGCAGCCUCAGAAUAGACAGGCUGUUUAGACUAGACUGCCUGUUGUCCUGGUUGCUAUCAGUAUUAUGUUUGGUGGUUUUGUAAAUGUAGAUGUAUCUGGUUCAGUGAGAAAUGACAAACCAUUUGCACAAUUCUAUUCAAUGAACUUUACUUAUCCCAGAGGUGCAAUCAUUGCUGGCAGGCAUAGGAUACAGAUUGAAAGACAAUAACAUACACUUAGUUAAUACAACGGGUAAUAAUAUGACCUCAUCAUGAAGCUGCAUUAGAUAUGAUUCUACUGUAACUGCCUGUCCUUCUCUACAGAUGAGCCCAGAGGAAUACAGGGAACACUCCUACAUGUGCAGGCCGGAGGAAGUCGACAUUGAUGUAAGUCCAACACACUCAAGUAUGGCUACUGUGACACAUUUUCCUAUGGGAAAUACUGUGGACUGUCUUGGGUAUGAUAGUCUUAGGUAUGGGGAAGCAAGAAAAAUAUGGAUCUCCUAUAGUUAUCUGGACUAUAUAAUGUACACCAUAUACAGCACAGCCUGUUCUGACCUCCCCCCUGUGUUGUGUUGACUCUGGAAAUAUCUGAAAAGAUUUACACUAUAUAUACAAAAGUAUGUGGACACCCCUUCAAAUGAGUGGAUUCGGCUAUUUCUGCUACACCCGUUGCUGACAGGUGUAUAAGAUCAACACAUGCAAUCUCCAUAGACAAACAUUGGCAGUAGAAUUAACUUACUGAAGAGCUCAGUUACUUUCAACGUGGCACCGUCAUAGGAUGCCACCUUUCCAACUAGUCAGUUCUUACAAUGUCUGCCCUGCUGUUAUUGUGAAAUGGAAACGUGUAGGAGCAACAACGGCUCAGCCGUGAAGUGGUAGGCCACACAAGCUCACAGAACGGGACCGCCGAGUGCUGAAGCUCGUAGCGCAUAAAAAUCGUCUGUCCUCAGUUGCAACACUCACUACCGAGUUCCAAACUGCCUCUGGAAGCAACAUCAGCACAAUAACUGUUCGUCGGGAGCUUCAUGAAAUGGGUUUCCAUGGCCAUGGGCAAUGCCAAGCGUCCGCUGGAGGGGUGUAAAGCUUGCCGCAAUGGUACUCUGGAGCAGUGGAAACGCGUUUUCUGGAGUGAUGAAUCACGCUUCACCAUCUGGCAGUCCAUCUGACAAAUCUGGGUUUGGCGGAUGCCAGGAGAAUGCUACCUGCCCCAAUGCAUAGUGCCAACUGUAAAGUUUGGUGGAGGAGGAAUAAUGAUCUGGGGCUGUUUUUCAUGGUUCGGGCUAGGACCGAAUGACAUUCUAGAGGAUUCUGUGCCUCAGACUUUGUGGCAACAGUUUGGGGAAGGCCCUUUCCUGUUUCAUCAUGACAAUGCCCCCAUGCACAAAGCGAGGUCCAUACAGAAAUGGUUUGUCGAGAUCGGUGUAGAAGAAUUUGGCCUGCACAGAGCCCUGACCUCAACCCAAUCGAACACCUUUGGGAUGAAUUGGAACGCCAACUGCGAGCCAGACCUAAUCGCCCAACAUCAGUGCCCGACCUCACUAAUGCUCUUGUGGCUGAAUGGAAGCAAGUCCCCGCAGCAAUGUCCCAACAUCUAGUGGAAAGCCUUCCCAGAAGAGUGGAGGCUGUUAUAGCAGCAAAGGAGGGACCAACUCCAUAUUAACGCCCAUGAUUUUGGAAUGAGAUGUUCGACGAGCAGGUAUCCACAUACUUUUGGUCAUAUAGUGUACAUCAUCUGAUCGGAUUGUUUCUGUUCUCCUACUCAGGCCAAGCUGAGCAGGUUGUGUGAACAGGACAGGGUUGUCCGGACGCAGGAGGACAAGCUACAGCAGCUACACAGAGAGAAGGUAAUGGAUCUGUCUGCAAUACACCCUGCUGAUGUGAUGUCUCCUCACCACUUACUUAACAAAGCCUCUAACACAUGGAGUGGACCCAAUAUAGAGGUGUUCUAGCACUUUAGUAGGGCCCUGUAAAAUCCACGUGGCGGACGGAAUCACGGAAUCCAGACAUUGAAACGGAAUUCAACAAUAUACAAUGUUUUAUUGAACUUAAUAGUAGGAAAUCAACUCAAAUGUAUUGAACUUAUUCGAAAAUGCAUUAAUUUCCCCAAGUUAAUCAUAAGACAUGAACAAAAUGCAUCAGUGAUUCGUAUUUUCCUGCAACUUUCUGAAACGGCACAGGAAGGGCCCUGUCUGUGUGUAUGCCGUGUGCGCAUAUGUCUACACUUUGUGUAGCCGUUAGCGAUGAUGCUAAUGAUAACCUUCUUCUAGUAGAGAUGGAAAGGCUUUGUGUGUUGUUGUUCUCUAAUGGUGGUCCCCUCCACAGCAUACCCUGGAGAUGGCCUUGCUGUCGGCCAGUCAGGAGAUAGAGAUGGGCUUUGAAAACCCAGCCGCUGUACACAGUGUCAUCCAGCAGAGUGAAGUGCUACAGAGUGGCUUGCUCAGUACCUGUAGAGAGCUAUUCAGAGUUAACACUGUGAGUAUAUGUAUACACUACACUACACGCACACACACAAACACACACACACACACACAAACACUGCAUGCCUGGGAGAAGAGUCUGUGUGUAUGAUAUAAGGCGAUGUCAUUGACUCUCUUCCUCUCCCCAGGAGUUGGAGCGGUCAUGGAGGAAUUAUGAGAAGAUGGAGGGAGAUGUCUCAUUGGCCAAGAACAACCUGCUGGAGCAACUAGAGGCACUGGGAAGCCCUCAGGUACACAACAACAACAACAACAACCAUUAACCCCUGCAUUACUCUGCCUUACUCUGUGGUAGUGGGAGUAUGUCGAUUAUGAAGAGUAGGGGUCCCAGCAGGGAGCCCUGGGGCACACCCUGUGUGACUUUGAGAGUGUCGGAGGGGUAGCUAUUGAGAGUGAUGAAUGGUUUCCUAUUUAGUGAGGUAGGAUCGGAUCCGUCCAUCCAGCUGUCCAUUCAUCCAUCCAUCCAUUUAUCCAUCCAUUCAUUCCUCUCUAUCUCUCACUCCCUCUCAAUUUCUCCCCUAUCCUGUAGCUGAUAGAGGGGUAAUAGCAUCAGUGGGGAAAUAAAGCUGUAAGGCAGGUGAUUGAUCACAACACUGUGAGAGGGGCAGAUUUUAAUUAGAUCCGAGGGCUGUGUUUUCUCUCUCUCUUUUUCUCUCUCUUUCUUUCUCUCUUAUAUCCCUCUGUUUUUAUAUCCCUCUCUUUUCAUUCCUCCCUUUAUUCAUGUAUUCCUCAGUCAGUCAGAGCCCAGAUUAAUUAAUAUAGCCUCAGUGCCCUUCAUAGACACACACAGGCCUGUCAUCAGCAGGGAGUGGCUCAUUAUCUGCUCCUCUCUUUCCUUAUCCCUCAGCCACAAGCCUAAUACAAGGUCUCGCUGGCAUAGGAGCAUGGUCAGCCUUACUCUCUCCCUCUCUCUCUUUCUAUCUCUCUUUCUCUUUCUCUCUCUCUCUCUAUCUCUCUCUCUCUCUCUCUCUCUCUCUCUCUCUCUCUCUCUCUCUCUCUCUCUCUCUCUCUCUCUCUCUCUCUCCCUCUCGCUCUCUCUCAUUUACUUUUAUCAUCUCCUGUUUUUUUAUUUCAAAUGAAAUGUAUCUUUCUGUUCAACUUUUAUUGUUAAUUUAUAGUCUCUGUGUGUGUGUGUGUUCAGACAGAGCCACCCUUUUUACAUGUAUCUCUUUCUCUCUGUCAGACGGAGCCCCCCAGCCAGCAGCAUGUCCACAUCCAGAAGGAGCUGUGGAGGAUCCAGGACGUGAUGGAAGCCCUCAGCAAGAACAAGGCCCAGAGGAGCUCAGACACACAGGGAUACUACUGCUCCACGCCCAUCUCCAACCAACACAAGAGUGAGGUGAGGAGCACACAUGCACAAAUGUGCACACACAUACACUGUGUGUACAAAACAUUUUUUCACGCUCAACAGUGUAUCAAGAAUGCUCCACCACCCAAAGGACAUCCAGCCAACUUGACACAACUGUGGGAUGCAUUGGAGUCAACAUGGGUUGCAUCCCUGUGGAUUUUGACACCUUGUAGAGCAGGGAUCAUCAACUAUAUUCAGCCGCGGGGUGAUUUUUUCUUAAGCGGAUGGUCGGGGGCCAGAACAUAAUAAUAUAAUAAUAAUAAUAUAAUAUAAUAAUAUAAUAUGCCAUUUAGCAGACGCUUUUAUCCAAAGCGACUUACAGUCGUGCGUGCAUACAUUUUUUUUUUUUUUUUGUGUAUGGGUGGUCCCGGGGAUCGAACCCACUACCUUGGCGUUACAAGCGCCGUGCUCUACCAGCUGAGCUACAGAGGACAUGAUAACAAAUCAUUUGUUGACUGCAAAUUGAUCGCAAGAAGCCCAAACAGAUAUAAUAUUUGACUAAAACAUAAUAAUUUCAAACCUUGCUUACAUUUGUAUAUGAUCAUGUGUCUCUCUAUAAUACGUGGAAAUACUUGGGAACAGAUUUUCCAAAUUAAAAUCACUUGGAGCUGAUUUCCUGGAGUUUUUACCGUUGUUUUAUGUCCAACAAUGAAAAUUCAACCCCCGCUCAGAUAAAUUGGGGGGCCAAAUAAAACCACCCGGGUGCCAAAUUCUGCCCGUGGGCCGCCAGUUGGUGAACCCUGUUGUAGAGUCCAUGCCCCAAUGAAUUGAGGCUGUUCUGAGGGCAAAAGGGGUGCAACUCAAUAUUAGGAAGGCGUUUCCCUAAUGUUUUGUAUACUCAGUGUAAAUCUGUAUACUAGACUGCCUGUAAGUACAGUAUCUAGUUUGUGAGAGGCUCUGCUCAGAGGAGGCUCUAUCCUUCCUCUCUUGAUGUCAUAGAUGGUUGGAUUCCUCUGAGUGGGCUGUCAUGUGCAGUGUUAGAUGUGUAAGUCAGUGACCUUGUCCCUGGGUGAUGUACUGUGACUCUCUAUAAUGAGAUCGGAGGCCCUCUCCAACCCAGCUGCCACCCAGCCACCGCGGGCGGGGUACAUGUGUCACCUUGUCCUCCUGCCUGCUCUGCCCUACCCUGUGUGAUCUCUGCCAUGUAUACAGUGCAUUAGGAAAGUAUUCAGACCCCUUGACUUUUUCCACAUUUUGUUACGUAACAGCCUUAUUCUAAAAUUGAUAAAAUAGUUUUUUAAUCUACACACAAUACCCCAUAAUGACAAAACAUAAACAGGUUUUUAUACAUUUUUGACAAUGUAAAAAAACUGUACUAUCACAUUUACAUAAGUAUCAGACCCUUUACUCAGUACUUUGUUAAAGCACCUUUUGGCAGCAAUUACAGCCUCGAGUCUUCUUGGGUAUGACGCUACAAGCUUAGCACACCUGUAUUUGGGGAGUUUCUCCCAUCAUCUUCGGGCUCUGUCUGGGCCACUAAAGGACAUUCAGAGACUUGUUCCGAAGCAACUCCUGCGUUGUCUUGGCUGUGUGCUUAGGGUCAUUGUCCUGUUGUUAGGUGAACCUUCGCCCCAGUCUAAAGUCCUGAGUGCUCUGGAGCAGGUUUUCAUCAAGGAUCUCGCUGUACUUUGCUACAUUCAUCUUUCGCGCGAUCCUGACUAUUCUCCCAGUGCCUGCCGCUGAAAAACAUCCCCACAUCAUGACGUUGCCACCACCAUGCUUCACCGUAGGGAUGGUGCCAGGUUUCCUCCAGACGUGAAACUUGGCAUUCAGGCCAAAGAGUUCAAUCUUGGUUUUAUCAGACCAAAUAAUCUUGUUUUUCAUGGUCUGAGAGUCCUUUAGGUGCCUUUUGGCAAACUCCAAGCGGACUGUCAUGUGCCUUUUACUGAGGAGUGGCUUCCAUCUGACCACUCUACCGUAAAGGCCUGAUUGGCCAGGCGUCCAGCUCUAGGAAGUGUCUUGGUGGUUCCAAACUUCUUCCAUUUUAAGAAUGAUGGAGGCCACUGUGUUCUUCGGGACCUUCAAUGCUGCAGCAUUUUUUUGGUACCCUUCCCCAGAUCUGUGCCUCGACACAAUCCUGUCUCAGAGCUCUACGGACAAUUCCUUCUACCUCAUGGCUUGGUUUUUGCUCUGACAUGUACUGUCAACUGUGGGGCCUUAUAUAGACAGGUAUGUGCCUUUCCAACUCAUGUCCAAUCAAUUUAAUUUACCACAGGUGGACUCCAAUCAAGUUGUAGAAACAUUCCAAGGAUGAUCAAUGGAAACCGGACGCACCUAAACUCAAUUCCGAGUCUCAUAGCAAAGGGUCUGAAUACUUACAGUACCGGUCAAAGGUUUUCGAACACCUACUCAUUCAAGGUUUUUUCUUUAUUUUUACUAUUUUUUUUACAUUGUAGAAUAAUAGUGAAGACAUCAAAACUAUGAAAUAACACAUGUGGAUUCAUGUAGUAACCAAAAAAGUGUUUAACAAAUCAAAAUAAAUAUAAUUUAUAUUUGAGAUUCUAUAAAUAGCCACCCUUUGCCUUGAUGACAGCUUUGCAUACUCUUGGCAUUCUCUCAAGCAGCUUCACCUGGAAUGCUUUUCCAACAGUCUUGAAGGAGUUCCCACAUAUGCUGAGCACUUGUUGGCUGCUUUUACUUCACUCUGUGGUCCGACUCAUCCCAAACCAUCUCAAUUUGGUUGAGGUCGGGGGAUUGUGGAGGCCAGGUCACCUGAUGCAGCACUCCAUCACUCUCAUUAUUGGUAAAAUAGCCCUUACACAGCCCGGAGGUGUGUUGGGUCAUUGUCCUGUUGAAAAACAAAUGAUUAUCUCACUAAGCCCAAACCAGAUGGGAAUGGCGUAUCGCUGCAGAAUGCAGUGGUAGCCAUGCUGGUUAAGUGUGCCUUGAAUUCUAAAUAAAUCACAUACGGUGUCACCAGCAAAGCACCCCGCACCAUAACACCUCCUCCUCCAUGCUUUAUGGUGGGAAAUACACAUGUGGAGAUCAUCCGUUCACCCACACCGCGUCUCACAAAGACACAGCGGUUGGAACCAAAAAUCUCAAAUUUGGACUCCAGACCAAAGGACAAAUUUCCACCGGUCUAAUGUCCAUUGCUCGUGUUUCUUGGCCCAAGCAGGUCUCUUCUCCUUAUUGGUGUCCUUUAGUAGUGGUUUCUUUGCAGCAGAGGUAACUCUGGGUCUUCCAUUCCUGUGGUGGUCCUAAUGAGAACCAGUUUCAUCAUAGAACUUGAUGGUUUUUGCUGCUGCACUUGAAGAAACUUUCAAAGUUCUUGAAAUUGUCCGUAUUGACUGACCUUCAUGUCUUAAAGUAAUGAUGGACUGUCGUUUCUCUUUGCUUAUUUGAGCUGUUCUUGCCAUAAUAUGGACUUGGUCUUUUACCAAAUAGGGCUAUCAUCUGUAUACCACCACUACCUUGUCACAACACAACUGAUUUGCUCAAACGCAUUAAAAUUAAAGAAAUUCCACAAAUUAACUUUUAAGAAGGCACACCUGUUAAUUUAAAUGCGUUCCAGGUGACUAACUCAUAAAGCUGGUUGAGAGAAUGCCAAGAGUGUGCAAAGCUGUCAUCAAGGCUAAGAGUGGCUAUUUGAAGAAUCUCAAAUAUAAAAUAUAUAUUUUGACCAGUAGUGUCUGUAAAUAAGGUAUUUCUGUUUUUUUUUUAUUAUAAAUGUGCAAAAAUACACUGUUUUCACUUUGUCAUUAUGGGGUAUUGUGUGUAGAUUGAUGAUUACAUUUUUUUAUUUAAUCAAUUUUAGAAUAAGGCUGUAACAUAACAAAAGGUGAAGGGGUCUGAAUACUUUCCGAAUACACUGUAUGUGAAUUUAUAUAAUUUUAAGUGCUGCCAUCUUGAACAGCUCUCUCUUGUAAACAAGAGCUUCUGACACUUAUGGGUUGUGGAAGUCCUGUGGGAGUGAAAAAGUUAGUGCUGUUUAGUAGGGGUGUAACGAUCCAUCUACUACAUCGAUGUAUCGAUUUAUAUUCCUAUGAUCCAACUACAUCGAUCUGUGCUCGGCGAGUUGGCCUUUUGGACAACAUAUAUCAAUAUAACAUCGUUUUAAAAUGUAAUAAAUCGAUUGUAUCGAUACUAGGAAAUAACCCAUUGGAUUUAAGCACGUCAGACUUUAUAUGGAUGUUUUUUCUUAGCACUUUUAAUGAUAAAGGCUUUAAACAUUACUCGAUUCAGUCUGCCUAUCCGUGACGUCAUCGCCCCGCGCCAGCAGCAGCGCAAAGGCGCAAAGACAACAAAACAUAGCAUGGCGGACGACAGAGGAGAAGCCGACGAGCGAGAAAUUAUCAAGCCACCAUUGCGGUCCUUACAAGAAACAGGAAUCUAGGAAACUUCACCUGCACUGUCCAGUAUCCAGGUAUUUAUUUCAGUCACACUGGUUGAAUUUUUGGCUAAAAGGUUACUGAAUCGAUUUCAAGUCACUGAAUCGUUUCGGAUCGUAUCGUUCUAAAUGAACCAAUAUCGUCCUUGAAUCGUAUCGACAACCACGAAUCGUGAUACAAAUCGAAUCGUUGUUAAAACGAAUCGUUACACCCCUACUGUUUAGUCUUGUCACAGGUUUUUGUUCAUGUGUAUGAUGUGUAUCUGUCUUAACAAUAACAAAAUUGAUCACACAAAAAUUAGUACAACCUGUAUAAAUAAAGGUUAAAUAACAUCUCCAGGAGGAGGAGUUGGAAGUGGAGAACCUCUCGGCUCCCCCGCGGCCGCCCCUACCCCAGGCCUACGAGCCCAACCAGCCCAACCUUGCUGCCAUACCCCACCUGCCCUCUCCCGUUACCUCCAGCGGGCGACCGCCACCCCACCGGGGUUCCGAGGAUAGGGACCGGAAGGCCGGCCAGAGAAACGGAACACACAGCGUAAGCUGUUGACCUCUGACUUAUGUCAUUACCCCUGCGGCGCUGUCAUCACUCAUGAUCGCGUUGAUCCCCCUCUUGUUUUUGUUUUUUUCAGUAUCAUUUUGGUGCUUAUUUUUGGAUUCUUUUCAGUUUUUCCUCAUCAUAAGGACCAAUAUAUGUAUGAUGUUCCUUUAUCCACUUGCUUUGCCCCCUCUUUUUCGAUUUAAUAUUUCAAUAUUAUUUUGGUGGACUUAUUAUUAUUUUGGGAUUCUUUUGAGUUUUCCCUCAACCCUUCCUCGUCAUAAAUGUGGAUGUAUUUUUGGGUUCUUUUUAUUUUCUUCAUAGAAGGCUUCAUCCUGUGUUUGGUGCUGAUCAUACGUACAUCUGUUUCGUUCAGCUUUCUUUGUGAAUCAUUCACAUUUGUUUGUUUUAUUUUGUUUGUGUUGAUUAGUUUCUGUCGUUUUGGAGGUUAUUUCAGUUAACUUCACUGAUUUUGUUUGUAUUGUAUGGUUGGUUGGUUGGUUUGUUGUCCUUUCAAUUCUCAUUUUGAGCUUUGUGAUUUAUGAACACUUUAUUGUCCAUUUCUUUAGCAGAUCAUGGAAAUAUAACAUUUUGAUUUGAGCCUAUCAGCAUGUCUUUAUUGUGAAUAAAUCAUUUUGUCACCCAUCUCUUCUGAUGUCAGUGCGUGUACUGAUCUUUCUCCUGUCAUGUAUCUUUGUGUACUGACUGAUCUCUCUCUCAUGUACCCCUGUAGGGUCCUGACUACAGGUUGUAUAAGAGUGAACCAGAGCUCACCACUGUAGCCGAGGUGGACGAGACAAACGGAGAGGACAGAUCUGAACAGUCUGACAGAGACCCCUCCAACACCAAAGGUACACAGUAGAAAACACUCCCAAAUGGAAUGAAAGAGGGAGGGACUAAUUGACCUUGUCCAAUUAGAUUUUUUUUUUUUACGGGGUGCCCUAAUGAACAUGACCCUGGAUAGAGGUGCUACUCUAUGUUAGCAGCAUUACUAAACUAAUAGCAGAACUAUCUUCACUAUUCAGAAGCUGUAUGAGCUCAGAUGUGUUACAUAACUUUAAUAUUUCUGUUUUUCCCUCCAGGAAUGUCGUACCCCGUUGGUAUCGUUCCCCCCAGAACCAAAUCUCCCAUGAUAGCGGAGUCUUCCACCAUCGCCUCCUACGUCACACUGAGGAAGGGCAGGAGGCCAGAACCACGCAUGGUGAAUGUGUGUGUGUGUGUGUGUGUGUGUGUGUGUGUGUGUGUGUGUGUGUGUGUGUGUCGCAUGAUCAGUGUAGUUACCCUGAGGAAAGGCAGGAGGCCAGACCCACGCAUGGCAAGUGUGUCUGAGAUGUAUGGACAUAAUCAAUAUAGUUAA
Coregonus sp. 'balchen' is the source of this 53869-nucleotide messenger RNA. The record is from the annotation of a GenBank genome assembly. Lineage: Eukaryota; Metazoa; Chordata; Actinopteri; Salmoniformes; Salmonidae.